AUGCAGGGACAACGCCAAAGGAAUAGAAGUGUGUAUCAACAGACAAUUGCACUUUUGUGGAAAAAUAUAAUUCUGAAAUGGAGGAUGAGGAUGCAAAACUUUCAGGCAAGUAAAAAUUGCCAAUCGAGGGGAAAUAAAUGUUCAGCAUUUCUUCUUCUGUUCUUUUUUAAAAUUUAAAGUUGUGAAAAUUGAUUAAGCGUUUGAAUAUUGCCAUUGCCAAUGCCAUUGCCAUUGCCAUUUUGUUUUACAGUGAAGUCAAGGGGAGAAGCCACUCGUAAAGUUGCAAUGGAGAACUAGCCUUUUCAGUUACUGUGUUAAUUGCAGAAAAUUUAUUUGAUUUGUCAGUGCAUAUCAUUCCAAGGAUGUUCUAAUAAACAUGCAAGAAAUAGUAGGAUAAAUUAUAGUCCACUUAUUUUUUUCUUUUAUAUCAUUUACCUAUAUACCUCUUUUUGGCCUAAUGUCCCAACAUAUUAUCAGCAUCAGUAUCAGCAUAUUAAGGAUGGAUGGCGGCUAACAGAUUGAGGUUGAAUCCUGACAAGACAGAAGUACUGUUUUGGGGGGACAGGAGGCAGGUGGGUGUGGAGGAUUCCCUGGUCCUGAAUGGGGUAACUGUGCCCCUGAAGGACCAGGUGCGCAGCCUGGGAGUCAUUUUGGACUCACAGUUGUCCAUGGAGGCACAGGUCAAUUCUGUGUCCAGGGCUGCUGUUUAUCAGCUCCAUCUGGUUCACAGGCUGAGAUCCUAUCUGCCCGCAGACUGUCUCGCCAGAGUGGUGCAUGCUCCAGUUAUCUCCUGCUUGGACUACUGCAAUGCGCUCUACGUGGGGCUACCUUUGAAGGUGACCCAGAAACUACAACUAAUCAAGAAUGCGGCAGCUAGACUGGUGACUGGGGGCAGCCGCUGAGACCAUAUAACACCGGUCUUGAAAGACCUACACUGGCUCCCAGUAUGUUUCCGAGCACAAUUCAAAGUUGGUGCUGACCUUUAAAGCCCCAAACAGCCUCGGCCCAGUAUACCUGAAGGAGCGUCUCCACCCCCAUCGUUCUGCCAGGACACUGAGGUCCAGUGCCGAGGGCCUUCUGGCAGUUCCCUCACUGCGAGAAGCAAAGCUACAGGGAACCAGGCAGAGGCCUUCUCGGUAGUGGCACCCGCCCUAUGGAACGCCCUCCCAUCAGAUAUCAAAGAGAAAAACAACUACCAGACUUUUAGAAGACAUCUGAAGGCAGCCCUGUUUCGGGAAGUUUUUAAUGUUUAACAGACCAUUGUAUUUUAAUAUUUUGUAGGAAGCCGCCCAGAGUGGCUGGGGAAACCCAACCAGACGGGUGGGGUAUAAAUAACAAAUUAUUAUUAUUAAUAUUAAUAUUAUUAUUAUUGUUGUUGUUGUUGUUGUUAUUAUACUGAAUAACAGUCCAACAAAAUAUAAUCAAUCAUAAAGACAAACAGACACCUGUAUGGCUAUUUGCUGUAACUGGGUAAAAGUUCACCUAUGAUAAUUGAAUGGAUCCUAUGAAUCUGGGCCAUAGCAUAUAUCAGAGGUUUUCAGCUGUUUUUAGUCCAUGGCUCCCUUGACCAACUAUAUUCUUUUUGAGGCUCCGGUGGGGGAAUUGCGCUCCAAGCCUCUGUAGCCCAGUUAAGUCACCCCUUGCCUGCUGCUCCUGCAGCCCCUCACCCCUUUUCAAACACCCUCCUUUGUGGUGUGUUUCUUCAGGCUCCUCCCCUCUCCCCUCUCCUUGGGAGUCCUCCAGGCAGCAGCCGCCACCGCCCCUGGUUUCUGAGCUGCCCUGCCUGCCCCAAACAGAGGUGCCUGGCCAGCCCUAGAGCCACCAUUUGCCCUGGGGAGCUUGUAGCCAGGGCUGCUGCAACAAACAGCCAUGCAAGCAUAUGCUGUGCACCCGGGGGCGGGGCGAACGUCCCAGGGGGGAGGGACAAGCAUUCCCAGGGGGGCGCCGUGGCGAGUGUCCCAGGGGGUUAGAUGCCCAUGGGGGCGGAGUGAGCCGCCCAUUGGGGGUGGAGCAAGCUGCACAUGGCAGGGUGGGGUGGAAAGGGAGCCACGCCGCUUUGCCAGCAGCCUUCCUCCCUUCCCUCUUACUUUUUUCUUUUUUUCUUUUUUUAAAUUCAUUUUUUUUUCUCAUUCAUCACACACAUCUCACAUUCAUAACAUUUACUAUGCAAUCCCUCCUCCCUCCCCUCCUAGGCUCCCCCCAACUUCCGCUUCUGGUUUGUUUCUCCUUUCUCCCACUUUGCUGCCUCUUAAAAGAAAAAGCUACUAAUAACAUAUUUAUGCAAUAACUUCAAACCUAAAAUUAACAAUAAAUAGAUCAUAUUUACGCGGGUGGCCACAGAGCCUAGGGCUUUCCAAUCAGAAGGUCGGCGGUUCGAAUCCCUGCGACGGGGUGAGCUCCUGUUGCUCAGUCCCUGCUCCUGCCAACCUAGCAGUUCGAAAGCACGUCAAAGUGCAAGUAGAUAAAUAGGUACCGCUCUGGCGGGAAGGUAAACGGUGCUUCUGUGUGCUGGUCUGGUUCACCAGAAGCGGCUUAGUCAUGCUGGCCACAUGACCUGGAAGCUGUACGCUGGCUCCCUCAGCUAAUAAAGCGAGAUGAGCGCUGCAACCCCAGAGUUGGCCACGACUGGACCUAAUGGUCAGGGGUCCCUUUACCUUUACUUAAUUCUUAACUUAAAGAUAGCUGCAGUACUUCUCCCUUGCAUCCUCUUUUCCUGUUAGUUUUAAUUUGCUAUUACACUGGUACCUCAGGUUAAGAACUGAAUUCGUUCUGGAAGUCCCUUCUUAACCUGAAGCUGUUCUUAACCUGAGGUACCACUUUGGCUAAUGGGGCCUCCUGCUGCCGCCACGCCGCCACGUGAUUUCUGUUCUCAUCCUGAAGCAAAGUUCUUAACCCGAGGUACUAUUUCUGGGUUAGUGGAGUCUGUAACCUGAAGUGUCUGUAACCUGAAGCAUCUGUAACCCGAGGUACCACUGUAAUGAUAAAGCUCUGUUCAGUAUAGCAUUGCUACUGUGAUAAGCACUGUCAAUAUAUUCUUACAUUUAAAAGACAUGGUUCUAAUUUUGCUUUUGCAAAAAAAAAUUAAAAAGAUGGGGGGAGAGGUAUUUCUCUCCUUAAACUAUACUGGCUGGAACAGUAAAAAGUUGGCAGAAUUUUAAAGGGGUUACAUAAGUGUAGUAAGUUGAUUUUGUAAUACACCACCAUGGCUCCAAUUCAAGUCAGGCUUGUAUUUCACACAAACAAAGGCCUUUCCAAAAAUCAGACAAGUUCAAAGGUAUGCAAAUACUGCAAAUACUACUUAUAUAAAAUAGAUUUUUUAAAAGCUUUUUUUAAAAAAACAAACAAACAGGCAAUAUCAAAGGAUUAGGAAAAACAACUAUGAGUAAUCAAAUAAAUAUCAGAGCAUCAUUGUGCCUUGAAAACUCUUUCACCCAGAUCCUUACAGAAGUCAGUACAAAAAAAAGAGAUACCUUAUAAGUCAUUAAAAGGUCUGCCAACAGAAAACAAAUCUUUUCUUUGAUGGAUUCUGAAUGUAAUCCCAAUAAAUUCUACACAUUUAAAAUGCAGUUCCAGGUACAAAGGACAAAAUAAAAUGUAGUGUGGAAGAUCUUCUAUCCACAUAUUCCCCCAAAUACAUCUAUGCUACGCCGGGAAAAUCUGAUAAUCUUGGCCGUCAGUCAUAGCCAAUGAAAACAUCUGGAAACUGAGAGCUGCAAAGGCUUGCUUGAGUCUAGGAAAACUAGGAUUAAUCAAACAGGAAGAUCUGUAAUGGUCAUUUUAAAACAGUCAAAACCACACAGCUAUACUUCCCCUUUACAUCUGCAGGUGAGGCAGUAGAAGUGCUGGACUAGUGCCUUGCUUUGGUAAUAGACUGGAUUACUGAGGCUCAAUCCAGAUAAGACUGAGGCACUGUUAGUGGGUGGUUCCUUAGAUUAGAUGAAUGGGAGGCUGCCUGCUCUUGAUGGAACUAUACAUCCUCUGAAGGAGCAGGUACAGAGCUUGAGGAUCCACUGCUGUCACCUGAGGCUCAGGUGGUCUUGGUGGCAUGGGGUGCCUUCCAUCAGCUUAAGCUGGUGACCCAUCUGGACCAGGAUAGCCUAACUUCUGUUGUCUCUGCUCUAGGUUAGAUUACUGCAAUAUGUUAUACCUGGGGCUGCUUCUGAAGUUGGUUCCGAAACUUCAGCUGGUGCAGAAUUCAGUGGCUCACUGGGGCAAGAAGGUUUCAGCAUAUAAAGCCAUUCCUGGUCCAACUGCUCUGGCUGCCAAUUAGUUUCUGGGCCCAAAUUCAAAGUGCUGGUUUUGACCUAUAAAAUCUUUAUAUGGCUCAAGACCGCAAUACCUCAAGCACUGCCUCUCCCCAUAUGAACUGACCCGGACCCUGUGAUCAUCAUUUGAGGCCUGUCUUUGUGUGUCUCAAGAGGUCUGGAGGGUGGCAGUAUGAGAACAAGCCAUUUCUGCAGUGGCUGCCCACUUGUAGAAGGCCCUCCCCAGGGAGGCUCACCUGAGGAGCUGACAUGGAGCCCAAAAGAUCACAAUUUUCCCUAGCAAUGCAAGGGAGGUAUUGGAGGCCCGUAACGCUUUCUCUGGAACAAAGGUGUAGGACCCCAGAAUACAAUGCUCAUGUUUCACAUGUUUUCUGUGCAGACGUUUGCCCAUGCUUUUCCGAGCAGAAAAAGCUUCUGCUCCAUUUUUCUAGCUCUUGAAGGAGUGACCCCACCUUUAUGGGCAAAUCCAAUCUAUUUGUGGGGGUUAUAGAUAUGUGCAUAUUCGUGCACAUGUGUACAAGAAUGCUUGUGUUCAACAGGGGCAUGGGGCAUUCCUUCAUCCCCUUUCCACUAUAUAUGGAAAUGGGGAUGCAGGUGGCGCUGUCGUCUAAACAACAACUGAGCCUCUUGGGUUUGCUGAUCGGAAGGUCGGUGGUUCGAAUCCCCGCGACGGGGUGAGCUCCCGUUGCUCUGUCCCUGCUCCUGCCAACCUAGCAGUUCAAAAGCAUACUAGUGCAAGUAGAUAAACAGGUACUGCUGUGGCGGGAAGGUGAACGGCGUUUCCGUGCACUGCUCUGGUUUUGCCAGUAGUGGUUUAGUCAUGCAGGCCACAUGACCCGGAAAACUGUCUGUGGACAAACGCCGGCUCCCUCGGCCUGAAAGCGAGAUCAGCGCUGCAACCCCAUAGUCGCCUUUCACUGGACAACCAUCCAGGGGUCCUUUACCUUUACCUUUAACUUUAUAUAUGGAACCAUAGGAACCCAUAGGAACAAAAACAUUCUCAUAGCUUAAAACAUCCAAUGUAUUGUUCUAGUCAGUGACUUGUUUGUUAUUUCUAGGAGUGGUUCCUGGUGUUGGGUCUCCUCCUCACAUUUUACCUAACAACAGCAUGGAUAUACUCUGAGCCAACUCAUGAAAUACCUCAGGCAUUCCUUGGUCAACUAGAUGAUCCUUCCUUCAAUUAUACAGAACUUAGGAUCAUGUAUACUCCAAGAACAAAGAUGGCAAUGGAAAUCAUGGAGAAAGUAAAAACCACCUCUGUCAUGAAAGGUAUAUACUAUCUAUUAAAACAUUUUGCUACGUUAUUUCUUUAGUAAGGCUUAAGUUGAAAAUGGAUGAGCUCUGGAGGCUGUUUUCUAUGACAGGAGUGUGAUCUAGAAGAGAUAGGCAAAUAAUGAGUGUCUUUGUCCAUGUGCAGAGUACCCUUUUGUCCCCCCAGAGUGAAUAAAGCAGAGGGUUCCCCUGUCAAACAGCCCUUUUCAGGCAGGAUUGAGACCUCUUCUGAGGAAUCAAGCCAUCUGUCAACAGCAGAACAGUGUUUCUUCAACUGGGGACCAGGGACCACCAGAGAACCCCAGUGUUUUGGCCUGCCCUGGCUGCACCUUUGGGGGGGGGAGUGGCUAACUUUGGCAACUUCCCACAGGCAUGCAAGAGGGAGGUGGUUAGGGAGUGAGAUUGCAGCAUGCAAAGUUGUCUGUGGUUUCCUUAUCCUAAGCCAGGCAUAGGCAAAUUCGGCCCUCCAGAUGUUUUGGGCCUACAGUUCCCAUCAUUCCUGACCACUGGUCCUGUUAGCUAGGGAUCAUGGGAGUUGUAGUCCCAAAACAUAUGGAGCGCCGAGUUUGUCCUAAGCUCUAUAAUCUUGUGAGAUGCCCAUGUCAUAAUGAUACACUUGAAUUGCUUGCAGCCUCUACACAAGAAGCCAUUUCUCUCACUCAGUCUCUCUGUAUGGAGGCUCAUAUAUAACUGCAAUUUUUUUGAACUAAAGGUGUAAGAGUAGAACCGGUAGAAGAUGAAAAUGCAAUGGAAGCCGCGCAAAAGAAUGAAUAUGAUGAUGAUGACUAUGAAUAUGCUGGAGUUGUUUUUCAGGACGACACUUCUUAUCGACUCAGAUUUUCUUAUCCUAGAGUGGUUUCUCCAAGCGCUAAUGUUGAAGAAAUCGGUAAAUCCAAUAUGCCUUUGUAUUUACAUUUCAUUUCUUAGAUAUUCAUAGGUGUACUGUGCAAUCGGGUGCAGAUCUGGACCCACAUAUUAAGUUAAUAAAGAUGAGUAAUCUUUUAAUGUAGAAUGGACAGCUGCAUAUCUAUCCUAUACAUAGACCUAAAGGUACAGGUAAAGGGACCCCUGACCAUUAGGUCCAGUUGCGGACGACUCUGGGGUUGCGGCGCUCAUCUCGCUUUACUGGCCGAUUACUGUUAUACAGCUUCCGGGUCAUGUGGCCAGCAUGACUAAGCCGCUUCUGGCAAACCAGAGCAGCGCACGGAAACGCCGUUUACCUUCCCAACGGAGCGGUACCUACCGGUAUUUAUCUACUUGCACUUUGACGUGCUUUCGAAGUGCUAGGUUGGCAGGAGCAGGGACUGAGCAACGGAAGCUCACCCCGUCGCGGGGAUUCGAACCACCAACCUUCUGACCGGCAAGUCCUAGGCUCUGUGGUUUAACCCACAGUGCCACCCGCGUCCCUAUAUAUAGACCUAUAAAUAAUUAAAUACUUCUGCUCCUUUUUCUUCAUGUAGGAAGAUAUUUAAAGUAGUCAUGCACACAUAUUCAUCUACCUGCUCCUCUACUCUGUCCCUGCUCUGAGCAUGCAUAACUUUUAGGCCAGAACCCUGUGGAAUAGGAGGUGAUAAAGCAUUUCUAACAUAUAUGUCCUACUUCAGAAAUGAGACCAGAUAAUUCAGAACGUCAAAAUCUGAAGAAAAUUUCAGAUUAGGAUACUUUUGGAAAGCUUUUAAAUUAUGUUCCUUCAGACCUUUCAUAGGAUUUACCGAGCAAAGAAUCUUUUAGAACAUUUGAUAUUCCCUUCUGAUUAAAUCUGGUUUAAUUACCGUACAUUUUCAAUGCUUCCAUAACUGUAGGGAACCUAAUAGAAUGUGCAUAUAACACACUGUCCACGUCUUCAUCUUCUUGCUUGUAGAUUACUGUUACAACUAUACAUCAUACUAUUGUAAAAAUCCAAAAUACUGGUUUCAAGGAUUUCUAUCACUGCAGUCCAGCAUUGACAGUGCUAUUAUUGAAGUAAGUAGCGUUAUUUUAUUAUUUGAGGCAUACACUGCUGUAUCAUAUUAGUCUCCCUAUCAAGAUAUAUAUUAAAUGUAAUAUAAAAAUGUGGAAGUCUGACAACAAAGUUAACCCAAGCCCAGCCUUAAGUCUGAGUUGCUUCCUUGACAAUACAACAGCUCCAGGCUCCAGCUUUCUGUAUAUAUGGGGAAAUAGACCCUCUGCAACACAAGUACACACUUGAAGAAACACAUCUGGGCUGUGCAUUAAUAAAUGAGUAGCAACUGUACACUUGAGUACCAUUAAAAACUGUUUACUUUCCCUCUUGCAUAUUCACCAUCAGGAAGGUGUCCUGAUCAGGCCAGGUGAGUCUCAAUUUUCAGGGAAAGGGUGGAGUAACCCCAUCCAGAACCAGGUCGAAAGGACACUGGGAUCAGAAACACAAGGGAAAUCUCAAUCCAGAAACAAGCAAUAGUUCAUAACAAGGUAAAAAAGGUAAAGGUAAAGGGACCCCUGACCAUUAGGUCCAGUCGUGACCGACUCUGGGGUUGCAGUGCUCAUCUUGCUUUAUUGGUCGAGGGAGUCAUGUACAGCUUCCGGGUCAUGUGGCCAGCAUGACUAAGCCGCUUCUGGUGAACCAGAGCAGCGCACGGAAAUGCCGUUUACCUUCCCGCCGGAGCGGUACCUAUUUAUCUACUUGCACUUUGAUGUGCCUUCGAUUUGCUAGGUUGGCAGGAGCAGGGACUGAGCAACGGGAGCUCACCCUGUCACGGGGAUUCGAACCGCCGACCUUCUGUUUGGCAAGUCCUAGGCUCUGUGGUUUAACCCACAGCACCACCCACAUCCCCUCAUAACAAGGUAGGGCAGAUUAAGUGAAACAUGCAGUUCAUAAGCAUCUGGAAAAUGAAAGACACAAAUUGUUUUAGCAGCUCCCAGACCUCAGCUGAGUCAGUGAUGGGGAAUCUGUGGUCCACUGAUUGUUGUUAGCUUCCAACUUGUAUCAGCCCCGCAUGGCUAAAGAUGAGGGAAGACAGGAGCUGGAAUUCAGCAACAUCUCAAGGGUCAUAGGUCCUCCAUCCCUGAGGCUUAUAUAGUCUAGUCCAGAGGGUUCCAAACUUAUUUGGCCUACUGCCCCCUGGAAAUUUGCCGUCUUUAAUCAAACAAACAGAAAGAUGCAGUGAUAAAUUUGCCUUCUUUUAUGCAUCUAUAUUUCUACCUAAGUCCUACAACACAGUAAAGAAAGAUGCUGUUGUAAAUAAGACACCUUGAAGCUUGACGUUAUAAAUAGGCAAGCAAGCAAGCAAGCUGUGAUCCACUUCCUGGGCCUGGGUGAAGCUGAAGAGGGUUCACCGAAGCCUGGGAAAACCCCUUGCCUCCAGCACAACCGCCGGAUCCAGGGGAGGCAUUGUUGCCAUCCCACGACUGUGCCCAACCUGGUGAUAAGCGUCAUUGCACAACAGAUGAAACAUGUAUGAAUGGUUUUUCAGAAUUUUCUCCUCUUCUUUCUUUAUGCUUCCACUGCUCCCUUAUUUUUAUUCAAUACCCCCCCAAUUGCACCAGAGGCUUCUACUGCUCCCCUGGAUCGUCCCAGUGCCCCCCAGGGGGUGGUAUUUGUUAUAUAAUGAAGUUCUCACCCUGGGCCAGCAAGGGGAUACUGUAGAUAGUUAUGCAAAUAAGGGAUCGAAAGUGACGUUCAGUGAUUGGAUAGUUUUAGAAAAUUGUUACAGUUACAUUGUACUGGAACUCUAUAUAGGCAGGCUGACUGAACCCUUCAGUUCAGUUCUGUCCUGGCCUGUGAAUAAACAAGAGCUGUUUGAAGAAUCGCAGUGUCAUCUGAUAUGUUCACCCACAACCUAACAGUAUUGCCCACUUUGGGAAACACUGGUCUAGUCUGACAAACUUCACCCAGGCCCAGCUGCAAGCGCUCAGCCUGCUCUCCAGGAGCUUUUUACUGUCAACAAGUCCCUUAUAGUUUUAUUAAGCUGGGCUCUCUGUCACAAGGCCUUUUGCUUUGUGACUGCCCAAGCCUAGAUUUUCUUGCAUCUAUGUAUUCUAGGGCUAGGAGGCAAUUCAACUUCUGCUUCUAAACAAAAUCCUAAAUGUAUACCUUCUGUAUACCUGAAGGAGCACCUCCACCUCCAUCAUUUAACCCGGACACUGAGAUCCAGCUCCAAGGGCCUUCUGGAAGUUCCCUCAUUACAAGAAGCAGUGCUUUUUUCGGGGGGGGGGGGUGCAAGGCUAUGCAUACCCCUAAACAUUUUGUGAAACUUUGUACUUUUGUCCAUUUACUGUAUUUAUUUUCCUCGAUUUGAAAUAUAAAAUGGUGAUUUUCUUGAGUCCAAAUGAGAGUACCCCUAAACAUUUUUUAAGGAAAAAAAUCACUGGCAAGAAGUGAGAUUACAGAGGGCCUUCUUGGUAAUACUGUGGUUUAAUAAUUUGUUGGAAGCCGCCCAGAGUGGCGACAUGUGAAGACCUUUUUGCCAUUGAGCUAUGUCUGCAAAACGGGGAUAAGCAACAGGUUCAUGUGGCAAUGAGAAUUGUGAAAUACUCCAGAACUGUUAUGGAAUUGUUCAAUGACUUUUUCCUAACACUGUUGCCUUCUUAAUUUUAAUUUUUAGCUGAUCACCAAUCAUUCUGUUUGGGACGAAAUGAAAUCUAUUGGUGGCAUCCGUAUGAGAUCGCCUUCUCUUACUCCUUCAGAUAGCUUAGCAAGCAACCUGACCUUUCUGGCUACAGUCUUGUGCUUCUCUCCAUUUUUGUACUUCUUGUCACAAAAUGUUUCAGGAGAAAAACGGAAAUUGAAGGAGAUGAUGAAGACAAUGGGGCUACGAGACACAGCAUUCUGGUGAGCCAUGGGAUUGGCUUCCUAUGAGAAAAAGGAUAAAAGAAUGAUACGAGGCCCCUAGAUCUGAGUUUUUGUAUUUUAGACUAUAGUUCCUUAAUCAUAAUAGAGAUUGGACUGGAAAUGUUACCACCUUGGGCACUCUUAGGUCAUUAGACAACACUGAACAUGGAGGUGCUGCUUCAAAUGGGAACCUGAGUUAUUUUCCCUCAGCAUAAUCUUCUGGUACUCCUACCUUGGCUGUGUUGCCAUUCAGUGGUGUAGCGUGGGGGGUGCAGGGGGGACCGGCCACACCGGGCGCAACAUCUGGGGGUUAGGGUUAGGGGGCGCAAAUCCACGGGUUAGGGGGCGCAAAUUACUUGCCUUGCCCCGGGUGCUGACAACCCACGCUACGCCACUGUUGCCAUUGGGUUGUUUAUUUCCCCUUUCUUACUCUACAUCAUCAGCUGCCAUUAGCAAGGGUGAAGAGCAUGGUUCCAUCUGCCUAAACAUUUGAUCCCUUCCAGGAGAAAAAAAAACUCCCUCAGUAAGAGAAUGGCAAAUAAGAUUUUGUGAAUACAGUGGUACCUCAGGUUACAUACGCUUCAGGUUACAGACUCUGCUAACCCAGAAAUAGUGCUUCAGGUUAAGAACUUUGCUUCAGGAUGAGAACAGAAAUCGUGUUCCGGCGGCGCAGCGGCAGCAGGAGGCCCCAUUAGCUAAAGUGGUGCUUCAGGUUAAGAACAGUUUCAGGUUAAGAAUGGACCUCCGGAACAAAUUAAGUACGUAAUCAGAGGUACCACUGUACAUAGAAUCAGCAAGACUUAAAGCAGUGGUAAGAGGUCAAUCAGACCAAAAACUGAGGAGUGGACUUGCGUGAAGGAAUACAUCAAAAAACAUUGUUCUGGUAUUAAUAUAUCAAUAUGCAAUGAAUGAAACUUAUAGAGUAAAAAAUAAAGAAGAAAUGGGUAUAAGAUGAGAUAGUCAAAAAUAAUAUUGAUAACACAGUGAAAAAAAGAAAAGAAAUAAAGGAAGCCACACAGAGGUGGAGGGAAGUCAAGAUUUAUGUUUGCAUGUUUAGUUUGUUUGUUUGUUUUCUUUUUUGUAAUCUAAGUUGAGAGGUGUAUGUAUGUGUGUAUAAUAAGUUUGUUUUGUGUUUUGUUUUGUGUUUGUAAGUAUUGUAUUUAUCAAUAAAAGUUUAAAAAAACACCAUUUGAGCCCUUCCAGUCAUAAAACAAAACUUCCAUGGAUGCUUCUAUGUCAAAUUUCUCACUUACGCAACUUUGAGUGUCGUCUUUGUCCUCUUUCAUUCUGCAUACCCUUUAUCCCAAUCACGUGCCGGAGUUCAAAUUGUCAAGAAGACUAACAGGAUUUUUCCAUCAUAGGCUAUCCUGGGGUCUGCUGUAUGCUGUGUACGUUGCGAUUUUGUCCUGUCUGUUGGCAUUUCCCUUGAUGAGUUCCUAUUUGUCUGCAAGCACCUUUCCUGCAGUAUUCUUUCUGCUCUUCCUUUAUGGCAUAUCAUGUGUGAGUAUGUGAAUUUUAUUCUAUAAAGUACUUAAUUCGGGGGGGUGGGGGUGGCAGCAGUCAGGCCAGUGCAGGUGGUGGGCAGCUGAGUACUUUGCCCCAGACCUUGGAGGGCUAAGCUGGCCAGGGGCUCCCUGCCAGGACCCUGCCAGACUUACAUUGUCAUGCCAGGAACAUCUCAUGCCUCCCAGCCAACCAGGAACUUUACGGGGGAAACAAGACUCUGGCCCCAUGCUUCAGACACAGGCCUGGCUGCAGUUAAGCCAGCAGAAUGCUAGCUGUCACAUUCCAAAUACAGUGGUACCUCGGGUUACAAACACCUCGGGUUACAAACACUUCGGGUUACAGACUCCGCUAACCCGGAAGUAGUACCUCGGGUUAAAAACUUUACCUCAGGAUGAGAACAGAAAUCGCAUGCCGGUAGCGCAUCCGCAGUGGGAGGCCCCAUUAGCUAAAGUGGUACCUCAGGUUAAGAAUGGUUUCAGGUUAAGAACGGACCUCCGGAACGAAUCAAGUUCAUAACCAGAGAUACCACUGUAACAUUUUCUCCUACAUUUUGAUUGUGGGUUGUCCUCUGAGUAAGGAUGCCCUCUGUACACAGUUGGAAAGAAACUUAGGGUAAGCCAACUGUGCCUUUUUCCAGAUUUUAUCUUUUUUAAACAAUACCACCACCACCACCAAACAUCCUUCUGAGGAUUGUUGGAAGGAAUUCGGAGAUGCUAUGGGGCAAAGAAAUCAUUUAGUCCUCUUCUUGAGACACUUUGCCAACAAUGGCUCAGGAUAAGAAAGGUUUAAAUAUUCCCUUUUGGGGAAAUGGUCCUGUGUUUGAAGAAGGCAGUCAGUGAAGAACUUGCCCUGCUUGCUCUCUGUUUGUAUCUCUUAACAUUAUUUUAAAAUUUAAAAUAAAAUAAAAAAUAUGGACAGGUUUCAAGUGACAUCCAACAUUGCAUAUCUGCCUGUGUAAUGGGACUUCCUCUCCUCCACCCUGUAGCCCUUUGUGCACAACCUCCCCAUGUAACAGAUUGUGGAGGUUACUGGCAAAUGGGAUUAGUCAUGAUUAACCUAAUGAGCAUAUAUGUAAAAUUAAUAUGCCCCCACCAGACACGUAUCAGUUUCACUUGUUUACAUUGAAUUGCAUUUGCCAUUUGACCACCAAUUUACCGUAUUUUUCGUUCCAUAAGACACACUUUUUCCCUCCUAAAAAGUAAGGGGAAAUGUGUGUGCAUCUUAUGGAGCGAAUGCAGGCUGCGCAGCUAUCCCAGAAGCCAGAACAGCAAGAGGGAGAGCUGCGCAAAGCCUCUUGUGCUGCCUUCCCAGCGAAGAAGAAGAAGAAGAGUUUGGAUUUGAUAUCCCGCCUUUCACUCCCCUUCAGGAGUCUCAAAGCGGCUAACAUUCGCCUUUCCCUUCCUCCCCCACAACAAACACUCUGUGAGGUGAGUGGGGCUGAGAGACUUCAAGGAAGUGUGACUGGCCCAAGGUCACCCAGCAGCUGCAUGUGGAGGAGCGGAGACGCGAAGCAGGAUGAGGGACGGAAGGGAGCCUUACGGGCGCGCGGACCAGCGGCUCCUUAGCCUGAUCCUCCCUCCUCCUUCCUCUUCCUCUUGUUUUCCCCAGCUGCCUUGGGCUUCUCUUGAACCUUCCUGAGAGCCCGGCUGCCCCCUAAGCCGGCUGCCUGGCUCUAUUCCUCGCAAGCCCCUUGAUGUGCUGGAAGCAGCAGCAGCAGCUGCUGUGGCAUCGGCAGCCCCUGGCAAGGCUCAGGAGCGCUCAAAUGCAUAGCACAAGGAGGGGAGAGGCCUCAGAUGCAGAAUAUUUUUUUUUCUUGUUUUCCUCCUCUAAAAACUAGGUGCGUCUUAUGGUCGGGUGCGUCUUAUAGAGCGAAAAAUACUGGUACUUAAGUCUGUUGAUUUUAGUGGGUCUGCUCAAAGCACGACUUACUUCGAUAGCAAUCCAAUCUCUUUAAAUUACAGUGGUAACUCGGGUUGCAUACGCUUCAGGUUACAGACUCCGCUAACCCAGAAAUAGUGCUUCAGGUUAAGAACUUUGCUUCAGGAUGAGAACAGAAAUUGUGCUCCGGCGGCACGGCAGCAGCAGGAGGCCCCAUUAGCUAAAGUGGUGCUUCAGGUUAAGAACAGUUUCAGGUUAAGAACGGACCUCCGGAACGAAUUAAGUACUUAACCCAAGGUACCACUAUAGUAUCGAACUCAAUUCCUGCUAACUGGUUGUUUCCUGUUUUUCAGAUAUGCUUCUGCUUCAUGGUCAGUUCUCUCUUAAAGAAGCCUAAGACCACUUCAUUCGUUGUCUUCCUCUUCAUGUUUACUCUUGGAGCCAUCAGCAUUGCUCUGUUGAUCAAUUUAGUUCCUGCAGCUUUGAAAUGGACUUUGAGUGUCUUCUGCCCCUUCGCCUUUGGUGUUGAACUGUCAAAGGUAGGGUGCUGUGCUUUAUUUGGGAUGGAAACAAAAUUCUACCCCCCCCAACCUUGGUGAAGCUGAUUUUCAGGCAUGUUUUCAGUGGAGAGCAGAGGUGCCGAGUUGUGCCCAACAUUGUGGGGCCUGUUGCGCGUGUGACGCACACUGGGUUGGGAGGAGGCUGACCAUGGAGGCAGGGGGCCAGCUCUGUCCUUUCAAAAACAGGAAAGUGAAACCCUGUCAGUUCUCCCCACCCUGCCCUACCAUGCUGGCCUGCAGCCCCUUAUUUCUUUUCCUGCUCUCUGUGUGUCACAUUCACAGCAGAGCAUCUGUUUCUUUGCCCCUGUACCUGAUGCAACAAAUGCCACAGCACAGCCUAACCCUUCCUGACGACUCUCUUCAGCAGGGUAAUGGUAGAAACCAUGCCCCCCCCCCUUUCCCAGCAAAGGCGUAGCCGUCGGCUGCCCCUUGCCUCAGCCCCGGGGCUUGCAGCUUCCUCUACCUCAGCCUGGGGCUGAGGCGGAGGGUGGAACAGGGGGCAAAACGGGGUGGCUCAGCCUGCCUAGUUGAAGGAACCUCAGCCCUAUAGAGUUGGCGCCUGUGGUGGAGAAAGAUCCCAACCAUCAUGGUAGCACGGGCAUUUUCCAGGGCUGGCCCUGCCAUGCAGUGGCAGAGCUUCAUGCUCCAGCACCGGGGGGGUGGGGGUGGAGAGCUGGUGGGGGCAGGGCUGGCACACGUCCCAGGGGGCGCGGCAUGCCACCUGCAGGGGGGCAGCAGCCUACCUGGAUUGCGCUGCCAGGGGCGGUGCGCUCCCCCAGCACUCCUCUUCCUCCACCAGUGCUGCCAUGCACAGUGUAAAGCAGGGGAGGACAUUGCUGUGUGUGCCACAUGACAUGCCCUGUGCCUCCGAAACUAACCUGCUGCCCACAGGUGCAGUGGUGUUGUCCCGUCACCAGUACUGAAGUAAGGUCCAGCUUCUGGUCCAGAUGGCUUCUGCACAUGGAGAGCUGAGGGGAGAGCACCCAUUUACCCUUUCCUUUAUGCAGGAAAGUGUGUUGGGCAAUCCCCGCCCUUUCCAUUCGCCUCUCUUAAGGUAUUCUGAGAGUGAAUGUACAGAAAUCUGUAUACAGUGAACACUCAGGUUGCGAACGUGAUCCAUGCAGGAUGCAUGUUCGCAAUCCGCAGCGUUCACAACCCACGCGGGUUGCGAUUCAGUGCUUCUGCGCAUGCGCAAAGUGUGAUUUAGCGCUUCGGCGCAUGCACGACCGCCGAAACCCGGAAGUAACCUGUUCCAGUACUUCUGGGUUUCGCAACCUGAAAAAACAAAACCUGAAGCAUCUGUAACCCGAGGUAUGACUGUACUGAUACAACAGGUGCUCCUCUGUAUUCUAUUCUAUUUUACUUAACUGUGAUCCAUGCUUCGCUUACAUGGGGCUAGCUUUUAAACAACAGGCAGCGAGGGGCUAAUUCCGUUUCAAACUUUUCUUCCUCCAGUUUUGACCCACGGGGACUUAGACGUUGUCCUUUCCACCCACAGAUUCUCCAUGUUCAAAAAUAUGGAGGAAACUUCACCUUGUCUAGCCUAAUGCAUGAACCAUGCACAUAUAUCCUGGUUUUUGACGGUACUUUAUAUAUGUUGCUGGCCCUCUAUUUUAACAAGGUCAUACCCGGUAAGCAUACGACAAGCAUGCUAGCUGCAUAAUUGUUGCUUUAAAACAGCUGCAUCAGUUGCAUUUGUUUCUGGGCCCAGUUGAAGAUGUUUCACACCACUAGUGUUUAAAACCCUAAGCAAAUAUCUGAAAGGCUUGCCUCCUUCCCCACUCUCUCAUCCGUUGACUUUAGAAGUGGUUUAUGUUCUUGGUAGGGACGCGGUUGGCGCUGUGGGUUAAACCACAGAGCCUAGGACUUGCCGAUCAGAAGGUCAGCAGUUCGAAUCCCCGUGACGGGGUGAGCUCCCGUUGCUCGGUCCCAGCUCCUGCCAACCUAGCAGUUCGAAAGCACAUCAAAGUGCAAGUAGAUAAAUAGGUACCGCUCCGGUGGGAAGGUAAACAGCGUUUCCGUGCACUGCUCUGGUUCGCCAGAGUCAUGCUGGCCACAUGACCUGGAAGCUGUCUGCGGACAAACACCAGCUCCCUUGGUUUGUAAAGCGAGAAGAGUGCCGCAACCCCAGAGUCUGUCACGACUGGACCUAAUGGUCAGGGGUCCCUUUACCCUUUACCUUUAUGUUCUUGGUAAGAACAUAAAAGAGCCAAAGAGCCAACAAGCCCAGGAUCCUGUUCUCACAGUAACCAACAAGAUACCUGUGGGAAGUCCGCAGAAAACGUGCAAGCAUUCAGUGGAGAAAAUGGAAAAACAUGCAGUGGAAGCUGUUUGACUUCUGAGGCACAUUUGAAAACGGAAGCAUUUAAUUCUGGGUUUUUGGCAUUCGGGUCCCAAAAUGUUCGGCUUCCAAGACACUCGAAAACUGAGGUACAACUGUACUUCCAUUGCUCUCAUAAGUUUUUUUGAGGAGAGGGGCAUUCCCUGUGGCAGCCCCCAAGCUGUGGACUUCUCUCUCCCAGAUGGCACUUUCAUUGUAUGGUUUCUUUAUUAAAUAAAUGUUAUUAAGUUCCAUAGAGAAAAAUACGAAAGUUAAUAUCUUUUUCCUUUAAAAAAACAACAACCACCAAAUCAAACCGAGGCUUUUAUCUAAAUACAAUAAAAACACAAAAAUGGGAGGGGCAAGGGAGAGAGCUAGAGAAAGAAAAGGAAAGAAAUAAAAAGAGAAGGAAAGAGAUUAAAAGAGAAAGAGAGAAAAAUAAGGUUCAGAAAAUAAAGGACUUCCAAUUGUUCAUCUGUCCACUAUAUAUAAAAACAAUAGUCACUUCAUCCAAUCCAAUAUAACACCAAACAAAACCGUUUUUUAUAAACAAACAUUAUCUUCAAUCCUCAAAUUCAGAUAUCAGUAUUUUAUUUUAUUUUUCAUGCAAAAAGUCCAUGAGGGAGUUCCAGUCUUUAACAAAUGUUCACAAUGCAUUAAACAAGGCCAAUUUCUCCAUCUCUGCUAAGUCUGUUUUAACAGCUGUUCUUCUGUUGUUGGUAAUAGUGGGCCCUUCCAUCUUUGUGCAUAUAAAAGACUUGCAGCCACAAUCACAAUAUUGUAGCAAAGUUCCAUAGUCUUUUUCUAACUGUAUAUCCAUAAGUCCCAGUAAGAAGAGUUUCUGACAUACUGCAGGUGUACCUCCUGGCCUUUGAGAUUUGAGAUGUACUCUGGUCUUUGACAUAGGGAUAGGAUCCACCCUAUUCUUGUGACAAUAACCAUACUUUUUCGUCUAUAAGACGCCCCCAUGGAUAAGACGCCCCUUAGUUUUUGGGACUCAAUAUUAAGAAAAUGGGGAGAUUGUCCAGAAUGGGAGGAAUGCCAAAAAAAGCUCACCCAAAUUCCAAACGUUUGCGAUCGAAUGCAAUGCAGAAGCCUUCUAUCGUAUUUCCGAUUAGCAUGAUUGGAGCAGCAGUACUAGACCUUGCUUGAGAUGUAGUAGCUUAUAUAUUCUGUUUAAGAUUCUGAAAGCAUAAGCAUUAUCCAAAUAUGGAUUCUAUGAAGAUAUAUUUAAAGAAACUUUGUUAGCUUUUAGGUCCUAGCCCUGCUUUCAUCUAGGACAGUUAAAAGCACAUUUUACAACCCCUUUGCUUUUCCCUGCAAGAUAUGAGCAAUCAAACCAGGAAGUCUCUAAUUAACCAUAGUUUCUUGUUUUGCCUGAACCAGAAAAUGACGUUUACUGGCUUUAGAGCAAGGCAAAAUCCCGCUUUGUUCUGAAAUUAGCAGCCAUAGUUUCCUAGUUCAGAUGAAACACAAAGCUAUGAUCAGUUAGAGACAUUUUGAGUUUAAUGUGACUUGUGUGAAGGGAACAGGAAAGAGGCUGAGGCUUAAUAAUCCAAGAUAUGAUUGCCUGAAUGCAACCGAUGUAUCUAUUCGGUUAAAGUUAUGUGACUUGUUCCACAACCACUACAUAUUUGAAUGAAUGACUGUUUAAGUAAGCUGCAACAUCCAUUUCCACUAAAUGUUGGUCACUGAGACUGUGCUAUAGAGAAGUAGCAAGGGCUGAUAAAUUUGAAGUGUGUUACAUGUUUAAUACCAAGAAUUAAUAGAACCUUUUGAUGCAUAAAACCUUUUUUAUAUGUGUAUCUUAGACAAAUAUGGCGUGCCCUAUCCUCCCUUCUUUUUCCUGAAGAAGUCCUACUGGUUUAAAUCAAGAGGAAGCUAUACCAGCACUGCUCUUACAAAUGAACCAAGCCAUGGUAAUAUCUUCAGUGACAAUGCUGAGCUUGUGCCUCCUGAAUUUGAUGGAAAGGAAGCCAUUAGGUAAAAGUUAAGGAGGUGUGGCCUUAAAUAAUUUUUUGAGCAAAUUGACGCAGAAAUCCUGCCCCUGCGCCAAGGAUCUGUAUGAAGUCAAUAAUAUUUGGUUUUUGUUUUCAGAGAGUAUUGGGGAACAUUGUUUUUAUUCACAAGAGAGCGAUGCAGACAGAAAUAUAUACUUCUGUUGCACAAAAUGCCAAGGAGUCUCAAGGAUGUGGAUGAGGUUGUUUAUUGGGAAUGACAACUAACCGAGCAUAUGUCUAAGAAUUCUUUCUACCCAUGUGCAACAUUGAUAGGGAAGAAAGAUAAUAUCUGGUCUGAAUUUGAAAUAGUAGUUUCAAAGUUGCACAGCUUGACCAUUUCCAUAGAGAUGAUACGCCGCCGGGGAGAUAGUUGUGACUAAAUUGUAACUAAAAUCCAGUAUUGUAUUAACCAUUCGUUGUUUCCGAAUCCUUUAGACUAAAUAACAUUAAAAAAACUUACAAAGUGAAGAGCAAGGAAACAGAAGCUUUGAGAGGUGAGAUGCUUUUCAUGUUUUCUCGUCCGUUCCGUAGUGGGACUGGGCUGCAUGCAUGAAACUGUGUGUGCAGAUUGAAUGACUCCACCGCCUACUGAAGGAAAGGGAGAAACUAACAAUGGGUUGCGGGCUUGGAAGCAGAAUAAGGAGCCUUGGCUAUACGUUUGUGAAACAUUGCUCUGGAGCACAGGGGUCAACCCUCCUAAUUUGCACUGUUAAAUGUGGACAAGUAGUCUGGUUUCUUUUUGUUUUCCAUUGCCUUUUCAGCAGGCUUGCCCACUCUAAGCUUUGUGGCUAAUAUCUAACCUCCCCUCAAUGCAGUUACAUUUACUGAGCACUGACUGUUAUGGUGGGACAAGGCGGUUUGUAGGAAAUAAUGGAUUUCCCCUCUUCCUUUAUUGAUUCAUGGGCUCACCACUGCCCCAUGUUCAACUGCUUCUGCAUUCAUAAACAGCUAGGAGAAUUGCUUCCACUGCACUCCCUAUGAAUACUGUACCACUUUUCUAUAUUACUAUGUACAAGGCAGUUUACAGCAACAAAAUAUACAACAAAGAACACAUACCUUUUAAUAAUUUGAUCCAAUACCAAAAGUCACAAUCAAACAUAACUUUAAAAUGGAACAACUUAGAUUAUUGUAUAUUACUUUAUUUGAUGUAUUAGAAUCUAAUAGUACACCAUAAAAUUAACUCUCAGAACAUCAGCUGAUAAUAAUUAAGCAAAAAUUCACUCUUAACAAUUACAAUAAUUACUAAACUAUGAUCAAUAAAAAUAACUGCAAGUCGUGAUGCAUAAAAUACCACAAUGCAUGUAAAAGCGUGGAACUGAGAAACAAACACACACACGAAAUUAUUUUUUAAACAUCCCUGAGCAUUCUAUCAACAGCUUGUGGCAGAUACAAUGUCCUUUGGUUCAUUAAUCUCCCCUCCACAAUCCUGAUACUGUAUGUGCAUCAGUAAUACUGCAUACAAAAACCAAAUUCCAAAACCUUUUAUGCCUUUUUUUUUUUUACUCAUUUGCACAUGAAAUACCAAAUGCAAAAAUAAUCUUCAUAAAGUUCAUUUGUCACCCUUGAGGAGACAUGACUCCUUGACACUGUCACUAACGUCCACAAAUUAGAAGUGGAUAUCUUCAGGACAAAACCUACAGCUGGGGUGGACAGAAGGUAAAUUGAAUCCUAGGACGCAGCUAUAGUGUAUAGCUGCAAGCAAGCAAGCAAGCAAGCAAGCAAAUAAAUAAAUAAAUAAAUAAAUAAAUAAAUAAUUUAAGUGUGCUGUAAAGUGCAUUAUACAAUCUUACAUUAGAUGGUGAUGGUGAGCUAUGGCAAAUUCAAUACAUUUUUCAAAACUUUUUUAAAAAAGCGUUUUCACAAUGUUUUUUUAUAUGUGUCUCGUUUCCAUCAUAGAAUCUUAAGAGUUGGCAGGGACCCAAGAGCCAUCUGCAAUGCAGGAAUUCAUGAUAAUUGGAAAACAAUUGGAUCCGAUCUUCUAUGUAAACACAUCAAGUGGCAUUUUUGGACUAUUUUAUGAGCUCACAAAAGUACAUGUAUAUAUGGAACACAGGAAGCUGUAUUAUACCCAAUCAGACCUCUGGCUCAUCUGCACUGACUGUCCAGCAGCUCACAAGGGCUUAUUGCACUGACAUUCCCAGUCUUGGAGAUGCUAGGGAUUAAACUAGGGACCUGUUUCAUGUAAAACACAUACUCUACUACUGUAUUGUACUGCCCCCCCCCCGUACUACAUAUCACUGCAUGCACAGUGGUAAAAAACAAAAACACCUCUUGAUGCAAUCAUAUGACUUUUUGCAGUGCUUUAUCAAUGCAUGCCAAAAAUUCAUACAGAUAUUGAAAAGUGGAGACAAAUGAAAUAAACUGACAUCAGGACUAUACAUGCACAGCUCUCUGUACAAAAUUUAGGAUGGGGCGGGGAGGUGUAACAGUGGAAGAUUUAUUCCUAAUUCCCGAUUGAUUCCAUGGAGAAGCAAUAUUCUGCAGUAUGAAAUUCCAAGAAUCCAUCCGAAAAUUCAAAUGAGAAUUUUGGCAGCAUCCCUAGUGCUUGAUGUGAUGUGAUGUGAGGAAAUUAAAAAUGAGCCAUGACGGGAAGUUUUGUAGGUUUACUCAGAAGUGAGAUUUCAAUGGAACUUAUUAGUAAGAGGGUUUAGGAAUGCAGCCUCCGUGUACCUUGGCCGUUUUAAGAGCUAACUUCUGUUCUUCUGUUAGGCUUGUCCUUGGAUAUUUAUGAAGGUCAAAUCACUGCAGUUCUUGGUUGUAGUGGAGCUGGGAAAACAACACUGCUAAACAUCCUUAGUGGACUUCUGAAGCCAUCUGAUGGUACGUAUCAGAACUUUAAAAUGAAGGAGGCUGCCACCCAAAUCCAUAAGAACAGGAGGAAGUUCCCCUUGAUCAGACCAAAGCCUUAUCAAGUCCAUCAUUUGAUUCCCACAAAGGCCCACCACACGCCACUGAGAGGAGCACAAAGGGGGCAGUAGCAGUUCCACAGCAGUCAGUCUUCUGAUUUAGCCUUUGCGACUAGCAGCCACAAACAUGUCCAAAUCCCCUUUUAAGGCCAUUUAGGUUGGGGAGCCAUUGCUACACUGUAUGGCGGCAACUUCCGUAGUUUAAUUAUGUGCUUUGUGGAGAACUGAGAUUCGUUGUUGUCAUUGAGGCUGCGAGGAUUCCAAACAAUCAUACCUAGAAUUGCAGUCUAGGUCUCAUUUCCACUCUUAGCAGGACAGCAGUUAAUAGGAUAUGUUGAAACUUUUAUGAGAAUUCAAGCAGCCUACUCUGUUUAUUAAGCCAACCUAUUUGCUUCCUAUUUGCUUAUGUGUACAGGCUCUGCGACCAUCUUCAAGUACAAUAUAUCAGCAAGGGAAGAUAUGGAACAAAUUAGGGAGAUAAGUGCUGUGUGCCCACAAUUCAACGUGCAAUUUGAAUUCCUAACGCUGAAAGAAAAUUUACGGACUUUUGCUAAAAUAAAGGGGAUUCCAAACAAUGAUAUUGAGAAUGAGGUAAGGAUAUAUUCAUAUGGCAAGUAUUUCUGUUCUGCCUCUUUAUAUUAUUCGUCUAUUUUCUUUGUAGAACAGGUUCAUGGCAAGGCAUCACUGCCUUAUCAUUUGUUCUGCUUUGUAUUUGAGGUUUACUCAGCCUAAUUCAGAGAAAACUCAUUGUGCUUAAGUCCCGCUGAAGUCAAUGGGACAAAUUUGUUGAAACCAAUUUAAAUCCUGUUAAUUGCAAUGGGAGAAGUGCAAUAAAUUUGCAAUAGGUAAAGGUAAAGGGACCCCUGACCAUUAGGUCCAGUUGUGACCGACUCUGGGGUUGCGGCGCUCAUCUCGCUUUAUUGGCCGAGGGAGUCGGCAUACAGCUUCCGGGUCAUGUGGCCAGCAUGACUAAGCUGCUUCUGGUGAACCAGAGCAGCACACAGAAACGCCGUUUACCUUCCCGCCGGAGCGGUACCUAUUUAUCUACUUGCACUUUGACGUGCUUUCGAACUGCUAGGUUGGCAGGAGCAGGGACCGAGCAAUGGGAGCUCACCCCGUCGCGGGGAUUCAAACCGCUGACCUUCUGAUAGGCUCUGUGGUUUAACCCACAGUGCCACCCGGGUCCCUUAGACUGGGACUAAUUCAAUAACUGAACAAAAUAUGUAAGCCUUGCGACCUACACAAAUGAAAAUUCUUCCAGCACUGUCUUUGUUAUCAUACUAUGGAGGAAUUAUUUGAAGAUUCUCUUGAAAUGAGUUGAGUUGAGGCAUACCCCUCAACUGUCCUGAUUUGACCAGGACAUCCAGAAUUACAGAAGCCAUCUCAGCUCCUGAUUGGAUCCCGGGAUGUACUAUUUUGGCUCCCACAAGAGUGUGGCCUCAAAAGAUGCCCAUUUUGGGGGGCUGUGCUCUUGUUUGAGUCAUGUGACAUGCAUCCUGAUUUUCCUCUGUGGCAGGUUGCAGGGUAUGUUGAGAUUCUUGCUGAGUAUAUGUAUAACUCAGAGCAGGGCCUUCAUGUGGCUGCCGCCUUUCUUUGGAACAGUAUUAUUGUCAAGAUACGACAGGCGCCCAUUAUCUGCUCUUUCCAGAAACAAAUGAAUUUAAUUUUUUUGACAGACUUUCCCAGCUGAAUAAAUGGAUAUUUACCACAAGUAUAUACCUUGUAUUGAUUUAGUUUUGUUUGUUUAAGCAUUGUAUUUUUGACUUUUCAAUUACACAUACUAAACAAAGCAGAACAGUAAUAAAUUGAUAAAACAAAAAGCUAUUUUUGGGUGUAAUGCAAAGACAAGAGUGCAUAGAUUAUAGGAAAACAAAAGGGUUCCUCUGGUUGAGUAGCAGAAACAAGGCUCAGGAAUGAUUAGUCACAAAAUUCUAUAGCUGAUAAAAAGGCUUCUGUUGGGCUCAUAACUUGAAACUUGGCAUUUACAAUCUAGCUGAUGCCGUCUACAAAACCGCCACAUUUCAAACUGAUGCAGUAAAAAUGGCCACAAUUACAGCAAGUUACAAAGUUCUGAAAAGUGACACUUUGACCUCUUUUUUUCCAGUUGGCAACAAAUCAUUUCAUAUUAUUUCUUUUAGAUGUUGCAAACUACUGGUGUACUUUAUCCAUGCUUGUUGUGGACCAGACCUUUUCAUUGUUUUGAUGAAAUCCUGAUCAGCAGUUUGAAAUUAUUAAGUUUUCCUGCCCAGCUGAAAUCUAUGGAAAACAAGGACUUGCAAAAUAAUGCUUGGUACUUGACUGAAGGCAAAAAUGAAGGCAGAAUGUUGCAGCAGGAGUCAUCUAAUGGAUGCUAUGUGCAAUGCCUUUUCCUUAGUUAUUAAAUAUCACAGCAUGGGUGAAGAAAAAGGCAUGAUUGAAAAAUAAUGUAGGAAUGGACCAUGUUGUAGAACAUUUAGCGGCAGAUAUUCAGGCACCCAGUGCAUAUUAAAGUCCUAGUGUUGAUGUGUUUGGGAGGGAACAAGGAGCAGGGUCUUAAUGUAAUCCCACUUUCUGCUUCUCAAGAGCUGAUUUCAAACUCUAAACCUUCUUGAAGGGCUCCUUGAGUGACAGCUGUGCAUCCAGAAAAUGCAGCGUGAGCAAUACCGAACUGCCUCAUGGACCACUCUUCACUAGAUGAACCAAUAGCGUUUUCCAGUCCACACAUGAAACUGUACUGUAAUCCCAUUGGCAUUCAUAAAAAAUUAUAAUAAUAGGACAUGCAUCGUUGCAUAACCAAGCAAACCCUGGAAUACAACAGUCUGGAGCAAUGCCAUUUGGGUUCUUCCAAAAACCUGCUUGAGCAAAUGAUCCUAAUUCCAGGGACGACAUCUCAUCUGGAAAUGCCUUAUACUUCAAAUAUGAGAGGUUGCAUAAUAUUCCAUUAAGAUUCGAACCUCUAUAAAAUAGCUUGUUGCUUUCAACCAACCAAGUGACUGAAAAGCAAGAUAGGAAGAAAUCCGAAAGAAUCCAACAUCUUGGUGCUUGAAACAUGUGUUUAUAUGCUUUACAGGUGCAAAAGCUAGUGACCCUCUUGGAUCUCGAAGCCAUUCAAGACACCCUAGCUAAUCGUUUAAGUGGUGGGCAAAAGCGAAAAUUAUCUCUCGCGAUUACUUUCUUGGGAGAGCCACAGGUAGGUGAAGCAAGGUCAGGACAAAAGGACCUGUUGAACAUAUUUCAUAAGUACUCUCCAUCUUGUAAUGCAUCUACUGUUUCCUCUCAAAGGCAAUGGAGGGUGUAGAUCUCUCACUGAUCUGUGGUCAGUCAUGAAACUCCCUAAUUUCAGUCUUAUCUUUACUUCCCUUCUAAAUUCCCAUUCCCCAAACACUGUAUGUAAAGUGAAGCUUUCACAUUUAGUACAAGAUUAGCUUCAAUUUUUUAAAAAAAUAAUAAUAUAAAAUUAUUUUCCCCAAAACAUUUUUUAAAGCCGCAUAACUGUUUAUAUUGUUGUGAGUUAACCCUGCACCCAGCAAGGGGUUAAAAUGUAAUGGAGGAUGCAACUGUUGGAAUAGCCAGGCCAGCUUCUUGGUGAGUUAAUGGCCCUUAAGUAUGGGUCCUUAGGGUAACAAAGGAAGUGGGCUUUGUGCCAGAGGCCAAAUGAGUGGGCCCCUUCCCUCACCUGGCUGGUGGUGAGAAGGACAAGUGCCAGAGGUAUGUGAGAGAGAGCUGGGCGGGAAGCAAACAGCAGGCAGAAGUCAGAGAGUGAGAGCCAUGUUUGAUUUCUGUUUGAAUCCAAGGCUUUGGCUACGGGAAAAGCAAGACCUUCUGGGGCGUUAAUGCUGUGACCAUAUCCAUUGUAGACUCAGGUUGUAUAUACAAUGGUACCUCAGGUUAAGAACUUAAUUUGUUCUGGAGGUCCGUUCUUAACCUGAAACUGUUCUUAACCUGAAGCACCACUUUAGCUAAUGGGGCCUCCCACUGCCGCUCAAUUUCUGUUCUCAUCCUAAAGCAAAGUUCUUAACCCAAGGUACUAUUUCUGGGUUAGCGAAGUCUGUAACCUGAAGCGUCUGUAACCCGAGGUACCACUUUAUGUGUAAAUAAACUGUUAUGUAUUGAAGUUCUCACCCUGGCCACCAGGGGUAUUGUGUACAGUGGUACCUCGGGUUACAGACGCUUCAGGUUACAGACUCCGCUAACCCAGAAAUAGUGCCUCGGGUUAAAAACUUUGCUUCAGGAUGAGAACAGAAAUCGUGCUCCGGUGGCGCGGCAGCAGCGGGAGGCCCCAUUAGCUAAAGUGGUGCUUCAGGUUAAGAACAGUUUCAGGUUAAGAACGGACCUCCGGAACGAAUUAAGUACUUAACCCGAGGUACCACUGUAUAUAGUUUUCACUCAGGUCCACGUCAGUUAAUUUAGGCGGGAAACCCUGGGGUGUUGUUGUCACAAUGUUGACAGCCGGCUGCCUAUAAAAGCUGUUCAGUUCAGUUCAGUUCCAGCUUACUAUAAAGAACCACUUGGAGAAAUCUCUGUGUCGUCUGCUUUGUCAACCCACUACUUAAUAUAAACCAUAUAUUAUAAAGGCACCACAGUCUUUGCUGUUCCUCAUUCCAAGGAAAGUGAACUCUGGGUAAGAUCCCGGGACCCCUGGGCUCUUGCACCACUCCACAGUUGGGGUGGCAUUCAAAAAUAUCAUUGACCCAAUUGGGUUGCCAUUAAUUCUUUUUAAAGAAUCCACUUCAACAUGGAAUGCUAUGUGCUAAUUUCUCAAGGUUUCCGAGUCUGAAAAUGCAAUCGCAUGUUCUGCCUACAGGUCUUAUUCUUAGAUGAACCAACUGCAGGGCUGGAUCCUUACUCUCGACACCAAGUGUGGGCCCUCCUGAAUGAGCGCAAAGCAGGUCGAGUGAUUCUGCUCACCACUCAGUUAAUGGAUGAAGCUGAUAUUCUUGCUGGUUAGUAGAAUGUCUCAUGGUAAAAACAGUUUGACAAGUAUAGGCAUGAAGCGAGAGAGAAAUAACCGAGACCAUGUGACUUGGGAACUUGUCCCGCACUGAUCUGCACUAUCCUUAUUUCUGUCUGUUGGAACAAAAAGCUCUUCUGUUGCACUGCGUAAAGGAGGUGAUCCACAUAGCACCCUAGAUGAUUCCUUCACAUCUUUCACUAUGCUGUCAUUCACCAAGUUCCUGUUAUUCCAGGAGUAACAGGCGUGCUGAGGACUAGCCUUGGAAAUUCCAAUGCCUUUGUGAAAUGUCAAAUUACUGUUACCUCUUCUGCUUCACUGGCUAAGCCCGGCAUCCCGUACCUGUGGCCCUCCAGAUGUUUUGGCGUACAACUCCCAUGAUCCCUAUCUAACAGGACCAGUGGUCAGGGAUUAUGGGAAUUGUAGUCCAAAACAUCUGGAGGGCUGAAGGUUGAGGAUGCCUGCGCUAAGCGUUUAAUGCAGUGUUUCCCAAACUUGGGUCUCCAGCUGUUUAUGGACCACAAUUCCCAUCAUCCUUGACCACUGGUCCUGCUAGUUAGGGAUGAUGUGAGUUGUAGUCCAAAAAAACAGCUGGAGACCCAAGUUUGGGAAAUGCUGGUUUAAUGGGUUGCAGCUACUACUCUUCAAUGCAGUCUUCACAGCUGUUUGAGGGUGACCAAUCUUUUCUCUCAUUCCAUCACCUUCAUUAGCUUUUGGAUCCUUUCCCUGUUAUCUGCUGCAUCUCUUUUUGCAUGACAUCAACUUCCCUGCCCUAACAAUUGACAUGUGAUUGUAAAAUAAUCUGUACUGGGAGGACAGGUGAAAUAAUCCCUCCCAUCACUCUGGGGGACAAGUGUUUGCAUUUUCCAAGCUUGGCUCCACCUGGGUUACAAGGAGUAAAUAGAUCUCUUCCAGCUGAGCCUUGAUCAACAAGUUCUGCCUUAGCUGAAAUGUGUUUUGCAUUUCCUAUCUUAUUCCGGGUUCCUGAUAUGUAGCUUCCCUUAGAUUGCACCUUGGUCUUCAGCUUCUGACUCGCUCCAGACUGCUUUUUGUGACCUGGACAAUUAUGCUGACUUAACCCUACCCCAAUGAAAUAGAUUUGCUUGCAAGACCUGCUGUGACGAUUGUACAGCUUGCCUGUUUGUGUGUGCAACAUACUCCUCUGAUUCGUGUGCAUGUAAACAAACAGGAUUGUUUGAAAUGAAGGCAGCAUUUCUGGAACUCGUUUUAUUUUCUGCAUCACCCUUCUGAAUCUCAGCUCACUGCACAUUCCCCUUCAGAUAUUUCCUGCUUCUGAUUUGGAUAUGGGGAAGAAUUUAUUUCUGCAGAAUGUGAUAAGUAAAACCAGAACUUUAUGUGUUUUUCCUUCCAGACCGGAAAGCAUUUAUCUCUCAUGGCAGGCUGUCUUGUGUUGGUUCAUCUUUAUUCUUGAAGAAAAAAUGGGGUGUUGGCUACCAUUUAAGGUACUUUUGAGUUUGGCAAUCUUGUACUCUUACCUAUUUUGCAAUCUCUGGUGGGCAACCACAGAUAUUUAUCUAUUUUAUUUAUAAAAUUGUGCAAACUCUUCUUCUUUUUUAAAAAAAAAUCUAAGUAUGUCAAGAAAUUCCUCCUUUCUGGCUCAAUGUCUCUUGGUCCAAGCUCAGACCAAAAAGAGGAAAGGGCGAGAUCAGGCUGUAAAGAUGCUGUGCUGCUGUUUCUUUCAGCAGAACUCUUAUGGUUUUAGUAAUGUCAUAAAUACUUGAUUCAGAUAAGUUUUAUUAAAGGAAUGCAAUACUUGGUAAUUGGUGUCCAUCUAAAUCCAUUCUGAAUACGAACAGGAUGCAUGUAAAUGAAUUGUAUGACCCCGAGAGAACAACAUCCCUGGUCAAGCAAUACAUCCCUGCUGCCAAAUUAUCAGCACAACAUGAAAAUGAGCUGAGUUAUAUACUGCCCUUGGAAAAUGUGGAUAAAUUUCCAGGUAAUUAUCAUCUUGAAUAUGUAAAUGAUAUCAUAGCUAUCAUCUUUGAGUGUGCUAUUGGAGAUGUUCCUCAAAAUGUUACUUUGGGCUGUAAGUACAAUAAAAAGGAUUUGCACAAGGCCGUAAUGGAGAUUGGAAAUGCUAAUCUUGAACUAGAAGUAAGCACUUGAGUUUCUUUCUCCUUGUCAUGUAGAUCUGUUCUCUGACAUGGACCGCCAGAAAGAACUAGGAAUUGUUAAUUAUGGGGUUACCAUGACAACUCUGGAAGAUGUCUUCUUGAAGCUGGAGGGAAAUGAAAUGAUUGAUGAGAAAGGUAACAUACUGUUCCAAAUAACAUACUUUCUAGUAGUGAUUCCCUGCUACAGCAGGGAAAAUAUGAGUUUGGGACCAUAUCUGUUGUUGGCAUCCAACUGUCGUGGGAGCAUACCCUCCAACAUUUCUCCUAUUUUAUAAUAAUAAUAUCUAUAUGCCACCCAUUUGACUGGGUUGCCCAAGCCACUCUGGGUGGCUCCCAAUAAAUAUAUAUAAAACAUAAUAAAACAUUUAUUCUUGCAUUUCAGGGUGUUAGACUAGAUGAUCCUUGGGUCCCUUCCAACUCGUAAGAUUCUAUGAUUCUAUAAAACGUUUAAAAACUUCCCUAUACAGGGUUGCCUUCAGAUGUCUUCUGAAGGUUGUAUAGUUACUUAUCUCCUUGGCUUGGGGGUUGCAUAACUCCAUACCCUCCAACAUUUCUCUGAUGAAAAUAGGGACGUCCUAAGGAAAAGCGGGGCAUUCUGGGAUCGAAUCAGAAACCUGGACAGCUUCUGUGAAUCCAGGAUCGUCCCUGGAAAAGUGUUGCAUUACAGCUGCCUUUCCCUGUUUUUUUUGAAUGUGGGAGUGAGAGCUGGGAUGGUUUACCAAUGACAGGGGGAAAACAUCUGCAGUAGUGGUGGCAGCAAGGAGAGCUGGGGGGAAGUAGGGGAUUGACUGACCCAGCAUCAGAAGAAGUCAGAACUGAGUUUGUAUAAGCAAGUAGUCUCUCCUUUGGCCAAUACCAAAGUUCUUAUUUUGUGCUUUUGAAAUUUGAUUACAAAGAGGGGCCAAAGGGUGCUGACGAAAUGGAACAAGAUCUGCUAUUGCUCUCAGACACGGGAAAGGCAACCAUAAGCGGAUCAGAACUCUGGAGGCAACAAGUUUGCGCCAUAGCAAGAAUGCAUUUUUUAAAUCUCAAGCGCGAGAGCAAACUCUGGAGAACGCUGUAAGUGCCAAGAUAAUUGCUUAAAAGCCGUCGCAAUCUGGGUUACUGUAUAUGUAGCAUCGCCCCCUAGCCUCCACCACCACACUGUAACUACUAACACACACACACACACCACAAUUGUGAAUCAACUACCCUUCCAAUUUUGCAGCCACAAUUGUACACUAUUUUCACCUUCAUCCCUGUUCCCAUCAAGGGGAGGGGGCAGAAAAUGAGGGGGAGGAAGAGGCAUGGAAAUGGGGGUGAAACGGGAAUGUGGGGGUGCAAGGGGACUGCAGUGUAGAAGAGAGCAGCAGCUUCAGAAAUGGGGUUGGGAAGGUGGAAAUGGGGAUUAGUAGUUGCAUGCAGUUGGAGGGGGCUGGUCUACAGGAGUACAGUAGUAUCUCGGGUUACAUACACUUCAGGUUACAGACUCGGCUAACCCAGAAAUAGUACCUCGGGUUAAGAACUUUGCUUCAGGAUGAGAACAGAAAUUGUGCUCUGGCGGCGCAGAGGCAGUGGGAGGCCCCAUUAGCUUCAGGUUAAGAACAGUUUCAGGUCAAGAACGGACCUCCAGAACGAAUUAAGUACUUAACCCGAGGUACCACUGUACUGAGGUGGGGGGCAGAAUUGAGAGGUUAGCAGUGGGGGAUAGGCUGGUUUGGCCAGUGACAGAAAUGGGGUUUCUGCCACUAAUAGAUUCAAUACCAGUUGCAAUCAUUCUCAUUUGCUUAAUUACUAUCCUUUCUUUAUUACAGACUGCUCCUUUUUAUAAUUUUGCUGGCACCUUUCGUCAUCCAGGUGCUGCUAUAUACUAUUUGGGGGAGCCUGCAUUGCGCAGAGCUACACCCUGGGCUUUAUUUUGAGCCAGGAAAGGAGUCUUUCAGAGGGUCUGCUGGACUUCUGAUCCUUAAUAAUACAGGUAAGAGUGAAGAACAGAAUAUUGAGAUUUCCCCCCCCCCCCCCGCCCCAAUCAGGUUUCGACCAAGAGCCAACAUGCCAAUACACCAUGGCCAGACUGGGAAAACCUGAGUACAAAUCUCUCCUCAGCAUAAAGCACAGUGAUUGAACAAUAAUCAUCUCUCUUUUUUAAAAAAUUAAUUUUUAUUAACCGACCAAUCAAAUCACAUCACAUCACAUAAAUUCCAAAUUAGAAAGCCGAAUUUUAAAUUUUUUGUUGGGGGUACCCAUAUUUCAAGUUCCGAAGGGGAUUCCAAUCAUCUUCUUGCUGCUGCGUUAAUAUCCACAAAUCUGUCCAAAUAAUGUUCAUAUUUCUAUCCAGUCCUAUCUUGCUGUUCCCACGUCUCAUCUUAUUCAUAUAUUUUUAUUUUUUGUUUGUGAUCUCUUCUGAUAAUCUCCUUAAGCAGGUAAACACCAGUUAUAAUCCUGUGUGAAUUUUUCCGUUAGUCCAAUCACCAUAUUGAGAUGGUUUCCAUAUAUUAUCACUUCCAUAAAUAAAAGCACUCUUUCCAUCAUUCAUCUUUGCAAAUCUGUCACCUUCUUUAGUCCUCUGAGGAGGCCGCCCACAGUAUGAAAACAGAUCCAUUCCUCCUCCCAGACAUAAGUCUUUCGACAGAACUUGCCAAAAUGGCGACGCUGUUUUUUUACUGCGUCAUCCCAAAGCUCUUAAACUUUCCACGAUCUCCUUAAAGCAUGCUUUUGGUUAGAGAUUAUCUCCACACAGUCUUAAAUCAUCAGCUUAGGUCAUUUAAGCAGCAUUUCUGACUUGUGGGGGGGGGAUUCUUGGUUAAUCACAUAAAGAAAAGAAAGGAAAGUCCCCCCCCCAUCCAGUCCCGUUGCCGACAUACCGAGCCUUGGUGUGUCUUCUCAUGAUAUAUUCCUGUUUAUCCAACCCGUCUUCUUUCUCAGAGAUCUCUUCAAUUAGCAGUCUUUACUCCCCCUUCUUCCUUGAAAUAUGUGCAUUUGCUUCCACCUAAUUAUUUCUUUUGAAGUUGCUGCAGCUAGAGGUGCGAAUCAGAGACAGCGUCCAGGAGAGCCGAAGUCCGUGCCUAGUGCCCCCCACCCCCUCGAGUUCGGGGGUGGUAUAGGGCACAGCAGGCAAGGGCAGUCCCCCCCACUCACUUGGGGGGCAGGGAGGCUGCUUACUCCCAUCACAGCCUCUUAAUUACCUCGUGUGGGUUGGAGAGAUGUUAUUGUCAGCCAUCUUCCAAUGCGCCCCUAGUGGCACCCCCCUGAACAAUAAUCAUCUCUUAAUCCAAUAUUGUCUCAGUGUUGUGAGCAAAAAGUGAGGGGAGGGGAACCAUGUCUAACAGCCCUUUGGAAGGAAGGAUAGAAUAUGAAUGUAAUAAAAUGAAGUUUUCGUACAAUUUUAAUGGACCAGUAGAAAGCGAGUGAAAAAUGUUUUUCCAGCUCUCUGUCAGGAACUGAAGGCUUUUUAACUAAGAGCACCCAGAGCCCCAACUAUAGCAUAGCUCUAUAGAUUGCCUGAGGAGUUUGGUUUACUCAUAAGGAGUAGGUUCCUUACAAAUAACCCUUUGUUCCGUACGAGACCAUGUUCUUCUGGAGAAAACUUCAGCAUCAGGCAGCUGACUGAGCCUGCAACUUUAGGAAUCAGUAUUCCCUUGGACUCAGUAGUGGUUUAGCCUCUACCAUUGAUUUUGAGCAAAGGUCUGGUGGAGAAAGGUCUUGUGCCAUGAUCCCUGAAAGCCCCAAAUCCCCCUGCUGUGUCUCACUGCCCCAUUAUACAUUGUGCUCCUCUAUAAUGUUAGCUUUGGGGAGUGCCAAGUCCUCCUCUGAAGAGGAUUCCUCCAGGGCUGUCUGAGAUGCCAGAUUGUAUAAGGUAUCAGAUAUUUGCUUACAAAAAUUUUGAUUACAGCCAACCAGGAUAUGGCUCUUCAAAGCUUGCUUCACUGACGGGGUCAUAUCAUGGAGCCUGGCACUAUUGGCAUUCCUAAAAGAAUAAGAUAAUUCCAAUAUUACCUGAAUAGAAAAAUAAAAAAUUAAGAAUUUGGGGUGGAAUUCAAGAUGGCACUAAGGCGAUUGUUCCGUCAGUGCUCGUCUCCUCCUCCAUGCUGUUUUAGGGGUUUUCCCCAAACUUCCCUCCCCUCAAGUCAGUUUGGGGAGGAGAGGGUGAGGGAAGCCCAUUUGUGCUAGUGGGAUAACACAACCCAUUUUAGCAAAUAAAUAGGCAUUAAAUGUUACACAAAGAUAAUUGAAAUUCUGUAUUACACUUCAUUUUGGUUUUCUCCAAAUUUAGAAAUUAAGAUUCUACCACAGUCCUCCUGUCAUUCUGCGAAUCCUUGUUUUCUUUUUCAGGUGCAAGCAUUGACAAUUUCAUCCAAGCAGUGAAGAAUCAGAAUGUCCUGGUAGAAGUUGUCUCUGGCAAAAAUGUCAGUGACCAACUAGUGCACAAUGGGGCUAUAAUGGUAGCCCUUGAAGACAAGGUAACUUCAGUUAUUUUUUGUUGCAAUCAGUACCAUUUUUCUAGAAAAGGAGGUGCCAGAACUCACCACGAACGCCUCCCUUGUUUUCUUAAAAUGGCAAUGGUGCUCACCUGAGAGGUGCCAGAACUGAGUUCUGACUGGGGGGGGGGGAAGCCCCCUGGGUGUAAUCCUAAGUGGGAUAAAACUGGGGAGCAAAGCCCCAUAUCGACUGUUACCAUCUUGUGCCUGCUUGUGCAGGGGCAGGAAAUGUCAGGGCAGACUUACUCUUUGCAUUUCCAUGUGGUUUCCUUUUUUAAUCUUUAGCCCCAUAUCGCUGGCUGGAGGGGGUUAGGACCGUGUGAAACUGGCUCCCUGACAACGAAGGAGAGCUUUGACUGUCCUUGUUUCUUCAUAAAAGCAAUACUAAAAAAUCCUGGUAACCAAAUAUGGUUGUACAUGUUUUUAAUUUGAAAGCAAGCAGCAUCUUGUGGUGUUGAGCGUAGCUGUUUUGCAAGCCUGUUUUUAAAUGCCUUUCCCAGUUAAAGAGAAAUGCUCUUUAAGCAGAGUAUAAUACUGGUGCAGCAUCAGGUAACAGGUAACAGCUAGCUCCAUCCCAGCCAAAUUAGAAGCAAGGCCACGAUUCCAAAAUAUGGGGGCACAAAGUUCACAACUGUAUGAGAGCAAUGAAGCUGAAAUAUACUCAGAGUCCUGUAGUGAUUUCAUGCUCUUUAUUGCAGCUUGUAAAACAGUGAUUGAAUUGCCCCCCAAACCCCAGGCUUUUAUAAUACAUUAAUUACACAAUGAGUCCCGUCUGAUUGGCUGAUUCUGUUUCCCUCCUGGAGCCCGAUUGGUCUUUUCCUGCAGACCAAUCAGUUGUUGCAUUUUAGGAUCCUACCAGCCUAAUAGGCUGAUUAACUUCCUCCUGGAGCUUGAUCGGUCUUUUCCUGCAAGCCAAUCGGUUGUUGCAUUCUAGGAUCCUACUUGCCUAUUGUUCUAGGAGCCAAGCUUAGUACAUAACAGAAGCUGUCCCAACAAGUUCGCAUACCUAUCCAGCAAGCUCUUUUCCAGAAGAAGAGGUGCUGGAACUCACCAUGAAUGCCUCGCUUGUUAUCUUAUAAUGGUAAUGGAUCCCACCUGAGAGGUGCUGGAGCUCAGUUCCUGUGAGUUCUGGCUGAAAACAACAACCCCGUUUAUAGCUAAGGCACGGCACAUACCUUCCAUGAAAGAAUCAGCCUUGUAAGAAUGUCUAGCCUGCAGGUGCAGACUCCAUCAAGGUGGGUGCAUCUGUUCCCACUGGUGAAGGCAUCUUCUGACCCUGGGAGACAAUGGCAGACCUGCCUCCUCUUGUGAAUCCUCUUCAGCCUCACCCCAGGCUGUGGCUCUGAGCUCUCCACAGCCUCUGGCAACAUUCUCUCCUCGACAGGAAGGAAAACAGCAACAGAGACUCCAGUACCAGCAUUACCAUCUUUCUUCAGACAAGACUUUGCUCUGCUGUCUCAGGCUCCUGUCCCCACUCUUCCCCAUCUGCUGCCCAAGGUCCACACUUGAAGGCACUUAGUGAUGUAGGACACCUUCAUUACAAAUAACACAUAAAGCAGGCUUAUGAAUUUCUGUUUUCAUUACAGGCUGUUAUUUUCUCAGCAUUCAUUCAUUCACUGACUCACUUGAAUUUCUAACUUGUAUUUCAUUUCUUGUCUCGCUUCAGAAAUACAGAUUCACACUCAUAUGCCACAUGGAAGUGACCAAUUGCUUUCCGGUGCUUGUCAACAUCAUCAGCAAUGCACGCCUGCGAAUGUUAAAUUCCACUGCCCAUAUUCGAAUCUGGAGUCACAUGUUUCUAUUUGUAAGUCUUUCAACUGGAUUGUAAGAAUGGUUACAGUAGUGUGAAGAGGCGGGCUAGUUGUAGUGGUGAAUAAGUGUGAAAACAGACACACACACACACACACACACACACACAAUCUCUCUUUAAUAGAUUUGCAUUCAUCUUUAAUAUUGAUAGGCUUCCAAGCCAAGGUAUUUCUAAUUUCAUCCAUUUUUCAGAACUUCUGUGAUUUUUAAAAAUCAUGCGUUCAGUUUGAAACAUCAUUUUAUUAGUUGGUGUUAUAUAUAUUCCAAGGUAUUUGAUAGAAACGUUUGUCCACUUAAUAUUCAUUUGUUUUGAUAUUUUAGUUUUAAUUUCUUCUAGUACAGUAUAUUAAUACUCAUAAUAUCUGUACCACCUGAGUCGAUUUUAUACUCAGAGACUCUGCUGUAGUCUCUGAAUUCAGUUGAUUCUUGUGAGUUUAUAAUAGUUAACAGUACUACAUCAUCAACCUAAAGACAACUUUUAAAUAAGCAAUGAUCAACUUUAUUCCUAUAAUUAAAUAUCAUUUUUAAGCCUACCAAGUGCAGAGAAUAAUAGCAGCUGUUCUAAUCAUAUAUACUGUCACACAGUGUUUAUAAACUUUAUCUUUCUGAUUUGUUUCCCAGCAAUUUAGUAGCAAACAGCUAUGGAUCUUUUUCUGUAACAUGUGCAUGUUUGGGGUAUUUAUAUACCCUACCUUUCCAGCACAUUUUGCGAUGAUGAGCGGUCGUUACUACAAGGUAAAGUAAUUAAACAUGCAUGAAACUUAUUCCCUUGCAAUGAAUGCAGUCUUUUGAUUUCCCCCACUCCAGUUGACAUCAAAUUCAGUAGAUUAUCUAUCAAUUUUGGAUCUGCAUAUAGUUUACUGUCCAAGCACCCACAGCACUCUUGGCAUUGCAGUACAAUUGUGUCUUAUGUGGGAGUUUAGUUCCAAGAGUCGCCCGUAUAGGCAAAACGCAUGAACUCAAACCCUUGGAACCAAACUUUUAUGUGAUCUUGUGGGAGCAUCCCAGACUGGUGAGAGGAGAUAGCCUUGCUCAGAAAGCAAGCCAGAUAGCUUAAAAGCUCUAUGUGCACCAGGAAAAUCCAGUGUAAAAAUAGUUUCUAAGUUCUCUGCCUCACUUCCCAAGCAAAGCCCUUUCCACACACCAGCAUUUAACAUCAAUCAGCCAGUGUUCAACUGCAUAUGGUUGAAAUCGCGCAAGUUAAAUGUGCGUAAGACAGAAUCAUAUCUUUGGGGCCUAUCACCCCUACAUUCUUGUUUUUAUGAUAACUUAUUUGAGUUGGAUAUAGCUCUUUGAUUUAUGUUCAAACCUUGGGAGAUCGCAAUGGGGAGCUAACGAUUCUAUUGAUUCCAAUGUGCCACAAUGGAAGAAAUAAAAACUUUCAGUUUUAUGCUAGCUCUUAUAUCCCAGUCCAGAUCUCCCUUUGAAUGUUUUAUUAUUUGUUUUUGAAAUGUAGAGACUGCCCUAUUAAAAAAAGUUUAAAAAAACAAACAAGCUGAAACAGUGAUAAAAAAGAGCAAUACAAUAUACAUUUCGGAAUUGAGAAAAAAUGAGCACACCAAAAAAAGGGGGGGGGAAUAAAACUGCUAUACAGUGGUACCUCGGGUUACAGGCGCUUCAGGUUACAGAUGCUUCAGGUUACAGACUCUGCUAACUCAGAAACAGUACCUCAGGUUAAGAACUUUGCUUCAGGAUGAGAACAGAAAUCAUGCUCUGGCGGCGCGGCGGCAGCAGGAGGCCCCAUUAGCUAAAGUGGUACCUCAAAUUAAGAACAGUUUCAGGUUAAGAAUGGACCUCCAGAACAAAUUAAGUUCUUAACCCAAGGUACCACUGUAGUAAGGUUUUUAAAUUCUGAAAGGGCAUUAAAAGAUGUCUCAGGUGCGCCUUCUUGUGGGGGUCAUUCCACAACUGUGAUGCCACUACAGUGGACACUCGGGUUGCGAACGUGAUCCAUGCGGGAUGCACGUUCGCAAUCCACGUCUGCGCACGUGUGGGUUGCUAUUUGGUGCUUCUGUGCAUGCCAAAGCAUGAUUUAGUGCUUUUGCGCAUGCUCGGCCGCUGAAACCCAUUCCGGUACUUCCGGAAUUCGGUGGUCCGCAACCCGAAAAAAGGCAACCUGAAGUGGCUGUAACCCCAGGUAUGACUGUACUGAAAAUGCACUUUCACUCUAGGCCCCCUGCUAGAAGGGCCUCCUGCAAUGAUCUGCAGGUCCAGGUAGGUAAGUGUGGCAAGAGGUGAUGAGUUCAGUAUUCUUGCAGUCAGUGCAAAGAUUUCCCAAUUCAUUCAAGUGGAGAGAGCGGGCAUUUAUUUGAAGUAUUGAUACACCAUUCCCUCUGUCUGACAUCCAAGGGCAUACUAAGUUGCCAGCUCCUGUAGUUCCUUCCCUAUCUCACCUAGGAAUGGGACACUUUUCUCAGACUUCUCCUUCUUUAGUCUUUGGUUGCUCGUUUCCUCCCCUCACCCUCUUGUUUCCUCAGAACACUCCUAUUCAGAACUUCAUUGUUUUUGCUCACAUUUCAGCUGAUACCCCUGUUAAUUCAUGACAACUUACUAGGAGACCAGCGGUCACCUCAGCAGUGUCUUCAAUGCUACUUCCUCAAUCCUGGCCAAAGUGGUACAGAGAGGAGGUUUCUCCCAAACCUGAGCCCACCCUUGAUUUUCUAACUGCCUCCCUAAAUCCUUAAGUUGCCAUCUCUUUCUCCAUUAUCGUUUUGUAAAUUGCAGAGCCCAAACCCUUUAGAAUGGUCCCCUGGUGUUAAAAGUAAAGGGUAAAGGGACCCCUGACCAUUAGGUCCACUCGUGGCCGACUCUGGGGUUGCGGCACUCAUCUCGCUUUAUUGGCCGAGGAAGCCGGCGUACAGCUUCUGGGUCAUGUGGCCAGCAUGACUAAGCCGCUUCUGGCGAGCCAGAGCAGCGCACGGAAACGCCGUUUACCUUCCCGCUGGAGCGGUACCUAUUUAUCUACUUGCACUUUGACAUGCUUUGACAUCACGGGGAUUCGAACCGCCAACCUUCUGAUCGGCAAGUCCUAGGCUCUGUGGUUUAACACAAAGUUUAUUAGUUCUAUUUAUUAAAUUUGCUAGUCGCUUUUUAACCAAAGCCAUUCAAAGAGUCUUACAGUAAAUAAACAAACACAUACCUUAAAUCUGUCAUAAAAGGAAGGAAAGAAAAAUCUAAAUGGCUACUCUACUUUAAAAAAGUUGAAAUAAAACAUACACACACCCCCACACAAGGAGGCAAUUUAAAACCCAAGAAAUGUUUUUACCUGGUGCCUGAAGUUAAGUAACAAUGGCACCAGGUGAGCCUCUCGGGGGAGAGCAUUCCACAAGUGGGGAACCACCACUCCCAUCUUAUCUGAACCUCCUGUGGAGGGGACAUAAAAGAAAGGGGGGGACUAAGUAAUUGAUGAAAAAUAUUAUGUAUCUUAGGGACGUGGGUGGCGCUGUGCAUUAAACCACAGAGCCUAGGACUUGCCAAUCAGAAGGUCAGCUGUUCAAAUCCUCGUGACGGGGUGAGCUCCUGUUGUUCAGUCCCGGCUUCUGCUAACCUAGCAGUUCGAAUGCACAUCAAAGUGCAAGUAGAUAAAUAGGUACCGCUCCGGCGGGAAGGUAAACGGAGUUUCCGUGUGCUGCUCUGACCCGGAAGCUGUAUGCUGGCUCCCUCGGCCAAUAAAGCGAGAUGAGCGCUGCAACCCCAGAGUCGGUUACGACUGGACCUAAUGGUCAGGGGUCCCUUUACCCUUACCUUUAUUAUGUAUCUUGCCACAAAUCAUAUACUGAAGGGCAUAAUUAUCUCUUGCAAUUUUCUUUGCUAGAUAAAAACUCGUUCUCAGUUGCGGGUCUCAGGACUCUUUCCUUCUGCCUUUUGGUGUGGAUUAGCUCUGGUGGACGUCCCUUUGCAUUUUAUUCUCCUCCUGCUGCUGCUUUGGCCGUGGUUCAGACUAUUAGAUAUUGUGGGACCUCAUGGCCAUACUACCACAAUUUUAUGUUUGGUGAGUAUAAUUACUUACAUUACUUUUUAAAAGUAGUCUUUAAAUGACCUUUAAUGUUUACAAUGCUUACAAACUAAUGUUUACAAAUGUUACAAACAUCGAACCAUUUCCACUGAAUAAUAAACUUGGGCUGCGAUCCUCAAUAGUUUACAAGGGAGUAAACUCCCCGAACAUAAUGGGCCUUCUGUAUAGUUUGGUCAUAUGAAAUGAGUUCCCAGAAAACCCGUGUUUUCAGACACCAGUCUUAACAAUAAAUAUUAACCUUCUUCUUAACAGGUGUCAUUUCUGUUUGGCUACAGCACGUCAAUGGUCUUAUUCCUAUAUGUAAUUGCCUUCGUGUUUCGCAACAAAUGGCAUGCUAGCAGUUUUUGGUCAUUCGUCUUAAUCUUGGUAAGUUUUAUGACCAGACCACUGACUGAUCAUUUAUUUCCUUAUAUUCUUAAUCUUACAAUACCUCUAAUUGUUUAUAAUUUUCCAUUAAAGUAGACAAAUCAAUGGAUGCUUCAAAUAUAAUAAUGUGAAAUAAUGUAAGACUGAAUGACACGUUGAACAGAAAAGAGCAUGAGCAGUGAUCCUUUAAGUGUGCAUACUUAAGCGGUAUUCUAUUUUUUAAUUUUUUUUAGUAUUUAAUUUUUUAUUAGUUUCAAUUCAUUGUACAACACCAAACAUUAAAACAAUAAAAAAGACAAAACACAAAAAACAAAGAAAAGAAAAACAUUGCAUAACAUAAAACACCAACAAAUUAAACUUACAGUUACUAAAUAACUAAAUCACACAACAAUGAUUGACUUCCCUUCAACUCGGUUUUGGAAUAUGUUAACAAAAGAUUUUCUAUCUGCAGUUUUGUUUUCUUAAAACUCUUUACGUCGCAGGCGUUACAUCGAGCCUACUGUGAUUUUUAGAUUUUUUACAUCUGUUUCAAUAUAUGUCAUAAGUUUAUUCCAUUCAUUAUUAAACUUUGUACCUUUUUGGUUUCUUAUUUUCUGUGUCAUUUUUGCCAAUUCUAUAUAAUCAAAUAAUUUAGAUUGCCACUCAUUUAUAGUUGGGAUUUUUGAUGUCUUCCAAUUUUUGUGCUAUUAGUGUUCUAGCAGCCACUGUUGCAUAUUGGAAAAGUGUUUGGUCUUCCUUUUUAAUUUCUUCUCCAAUUAUCCCCAGAAGGAAGGCCUUAAGCGGUAUUCUAAAUCAGGUCUCCAGCUGUUGUUGGACUACAACUACCCUCACCCCUCACCCCUGCUCCUGCUUGCUAAGGAUGAUGGGAGUUGUAGUCCAACUACAGCUGGAGAUUCAGGUUUGGGAAACCCUGUUCUAAAUACUUCCUUCAAAUUGUCUGCAUUUGAGCCAAGUUAUUCCAUACUUGGGACUGUGAGGACCCUUCUUCAGGAGCUGCCCAAAGAGAUCUGUACCUGUCUUAUAGGUAAAGGUAAAGGUAAAGGGACCCCUGACCAUUAGGUCCAGUCGUGACCGACUCUGGGGUUGCGGUGCUCAUCUCACUUUACUGGCCGGGUCAUGUGGCCAGCUUCCGGGUCAUGUGGCCAGCAUGACUAAGCCGCUUCUGGCGAACCAGAGCAGCACACGGAAACACCUUUACCUUCCUGCCGGAGCAGUACCUAUUUAUCUACUUGCACUUUGACGUGCUUUCGAACUGCGAGGUUGGCAGGAGCAGGGACCGAGGAACGGGAGCUCACCCCGUUGCAGGGAUUCGAACCACUGACCUUCUGAUCGGCAAGUCCUAGGCUCUGUGGUUUAACCACAGUGCCACCCGCGUUCCUUAUACCUGUCUUAUACUCUGCCACAAAAAACUUUUCUUCUUGCCACUAGAAUAGGAUACUAUCAUUUUGCCCCUUCCUCAAUAAUGCCUGUGAAGCCAGUGGCUGUGAGGUAAGGUGAGGCAACUGCCUCAGGUAGCAGGAUCCAUUUGGGCAACAGACCCCAAUGUAGAUCUUAUUCAGGGCCAGCUCACCCGUGAGGCAAGCUAAGGCAACCGCCUCAGGCGUUGGAAUCCACAGUGGCAGCAGUUCCCAGUAUCAAACUUUCUUUCCCCACAUUCCCAAUAUAGACCUUCCCCCACCCCUUCUUCUCUGGCAGGGAGGGGAAGCCACUUUGGGGUCCACCUCAGAUGCCAAUAUGUCUUGGGCUAGCCCUGGGGUAUAGAUUGCAUUCUAUGGGUAUCGGGUGAAUUCCACCUCCCACCCCAGCAAUUCGCAUCUUCCAGUGGGGUGGGAGGUGGGAUUCACCCGCUACCCACAGAGUGGUAACUCUCAACUUAUGCACAUUUAACUUCUGAGCAUUUAGAUUUAUGCGCUUGGCAAAUAAAAAAAUAAUAAUAAAAGUUGAAAGGGGACAGAAAGCGGGGCAGGUAUCCAAGAAAAAAGACUUUGGCAAUCCCACCCACCAUUGAACCCAUUAUAUUUUGAUAUACGUGAUUUUGGCUUCACACUCUGUCCUCAGAACAUAACCCCCACGUAAGUUGAGAGAUGUAGUUACACACACUUGGUUGUGUUUCAUUUGGGGUGUAAAGGAGUUAAGCCUCAGUAUGGAAAACAAAAUGGGAAGAAGCUGUUUAAUCUGUUCAAAAGCUUAAUAUAUUUUUUAUCGUUUCAUUUCAGAUGAACAUGCUUGCUUUGAUUAAUGCAGUCUAUGCAGUCCACGAUGUGCAUCAUCUACUAAUAUUAAUUCUUCCCCUGUUUACAGCAACAGAAUUUAUGUUAACUUUCACAACGGUAAGCAAAAGUGCAGCCUAUUCCUGGUAUCUUUAACUUGCCCAUUAGGGCACCAAAGAGCCCUUGGUACCUUUGUCACGUACCAAGACUACCUGCCCCUUCCAAUUUUAUUUUCAUUUUUAAAUGAUGUUUUUGGGUUGGGAAGCUUCCUGUUUUUAUGUGGUGUUGUCUGUGCAUUUUGUCUGUGCUUUUGCAGGGUGGGGAUUUGUGUUGGGUGGGGGGAGUUCCAAACAUGACCAAUUUUUUGCCCUAUGAAAUCGGCAUUAUUUGGUGUCCAGUUUCUGAAUUUAUCACACAAUUCGAAAAGGUUAGGGUCCGCUAGGCUAUCGCUUUGCAACUGUGCUCUUGGGUUAAGGAAACAGUAGCUCAUCAAGGGCCACCAGAUUCAUAAUGGCACAUCUUCCUGGUCUGUAAUCCCGGAAUAAAGGUGCUCCCAAUUAAGGUUUACACCCACCCACCCCCCGAGCCACCUCCUCUUUUGGAACCUGAUCUCGCAACCACUGUGCCAUCUGUGCAGCUACCUGAUCUAAUCUCCUUGACCUUGGGCUGAUCGGCUGGACACUUUCCAGUGAACCGGCUCUAACAACUAGGUGCGCCUUAUGGUCCGGUGUGCCUUAUGGAGCGAAAAAUACGGUAAUACAGUUGUACCUUGGGUUACAAAAUUCCAAACAAACCUGAGGGACUUUACUCACAAAAUGCCUAGCAAAUUUGUUUUAGCAGAGAUCCAAUGGGACAUUUUGGUACUAAAUUCCAGGAUUCCCCCCUUGCUCUGUUGCACCCCUCCACGUCGAGAGGGGGCUCCAGGCCCUCCAGGAAUCGCCCACACAUCUAUUGAUUCUGGCUGCCUACACACACACACACACACACACACACACACACCCCACCGGGCAUACAUUUGGAGCCCAUCCUCUCCUCUGCCUCAUGAAAAGGAUUCUGGGAAGUGUAGUUUAUCCUCUGCAGCCAGGCAUUUGGCUGACUAACAUCCUAUGUCCUUUUACAUGUUUUUUUGGAAGGGGGGAAUGUUUGUUGCUUUGGUUUGUUCUUGUCCUUAUUAUGCAUUUUGUAUCUUUUGUCUCGUAUUUAUAUGCUGUGAAUUGCCCUGCAAUUUUCAGAUGAAGGGCAGUAUACAGAUUUAAUACAUAAAAAACAAUCCUGCAUAGACCUGCAGUUCCCAAUAUUCCUAUCUCGCACAACAAGAAGCACUCAACAUAAUGUAGGUCUUAGAAGCUCACAGGUCCUCGAGUCACUGUCUUUCAAAGUCAUUUUCUUUUACUUCACAAACUAGUAUACUUCUGAGUAAGCAGAAACAGUUAACUUAAUUUGGCGGGACACUAACUUUCAAGCUGACAGGCACUGGCACAACCUGACUUCAGUAUUAGAGGGAAUAAUCUACAGAAUCACCUUUUUUCCCCUUACAGAUGUUGAGUGUAUCGUUUUAUGAUGAAAAUAGAUCAUUAAUGAAUCUGAUCUGGGCGGCUUCCUUUAUGGUGAGAAAUGAAUUCAAUAUUUGUAGGGGAGAUAUUUUAGUUCGUAGGGUGUUGUAUCCAAUGGAAUGGGUGUUCACCUUGUUGCGAGACACUAGACAGGAGCAAAGACUUGUGGGGAGCAGGCUGGACUCCCUCAGUUUUUCCUUCUGUCUAGAUGCAUACAGGUGAAACUUGGAAAAUUAGAAUAUUGUGGAAAAGGUCAUUUAUUUCAGUAAUUCAACUUAAAAGGUGAAACUAAUAUAUGAGAUAGACUCAUGACAUGCAAAGCAAGAUAUGUCAAGCCUUUAUUUGUUAUAAUUGUGAUGAUCAUGGUUUAAGUUGAAUUACUGAAAUAAAUGAACUUUUCCACAAUAUUCUAAUUUUCCGAGUUUCACCUGUACAGUACAUUCCUCCCAGCUCUCCUGACUCAACUAAGUUUUUUCCUAGUUUCUGAACCCUCUUUUUUCUUUAGAUUUCCCUUAUCGUCGUUUUAGUUCUACAGUUCUUUGUUUGUCCAUGCAUUGUGGUUUCUUACACACACACAAAAACCAACCAACUAACCAAACAAACAGACAGACAGACAGACAAAUGAAACCCUUUCCUUUGCUCUUUCUGUUUGGUUGUUCUGCUUAUUUGCCACUCUUCUUUUAUUCCUUAGUUGUUUACUUAUAUUGAUAAAUUUUGCAGAAUCAGUGCCCGGUGAGAUGUGCGACUCAAAAGACAUGUCUCAUCCAUUUCCUCAAUUCUCAGUGCUACCGGUAGCCUGCCCUUAUCCCAGAACUGGUUAGUCAAAUGCUUUCUCAAGGGUGCGGUAUGUCGACACCCACCAAUGGCACAUCGCCUCCCCACCUGGAAUUUACACUCGGUCCUCACAGCUCUUCAGAGACCUCCUUUCAAACGUCUAUGUCUUGCACCCCUAAGGAUCCUUUCCUUCAAAGUUCUCUUUUGGUGGCAAUCACUUCGGCACACAGUGUCAGAGUUUUCAGCCCUUUCUACACCUAAACAUUUUUGUAUUUUCCACAAGGAUAAGGUGGCGCUAUGUUCAGACCCUUUCCUUCCUUCCGAAGGUCUAUCUAGGUUCCACUGCCAACAAAAUCUGACUCUCUGACUUUCCGUCUGCAUCCAAAAUAACCGAAGGAGCAAGCCUGGCACUCCCUGGAUGUGUGCAGAGCUCUGAAAGUGUACCUACAUCAUACAAAAUCCUUCUCUACAAUGGAUCUCUCUACCUGGUUUUUAAAUGGCAAGGAGAGGAAUCUUAUCUCCCUAUCUUACUGAUGAGCACUAGAACACUAAGACCACAUUGUAGAUAAGAGCAUCGGAGAGAACUCUUGCUUGUCUCUGAUCUUAGUGUCCUGGUGUUAAGAUGGGAGAUCCCCUUACUUGCCCCAGGCAUGAUGUGGUUAGGAUCUCAGAUGAUUGGCAGGUGUGUUGGUUUGCCCCAAAUGGCUGCAUGGACCAAAUGAAGAGGCAAUGGCCUCCCCCACUACUGGUUUAUAGGAUUGUAGCCCAAAUAUAGUGACUUAAAUUGGUUAUAGGUCUGUACACUUCUUGAACAUAAUUGGUUGUUUCUGAUUUUUUUUGUUUUUUGUUUUGUUUAGCCUUACUUCCACAUUGUGGUUCUCAUUCUUUUACUUCGCUGUCUGACGGCGAAAUAUGGCAGGCCAGUUAUGAGAAGAGAUCCUGUGUUUAGGUUUGUACACAUAUGGUUAACCUGCUUAUGCAGUCAGACUUAGCAAUGCAAAAGGUUUUCCUGUUUUUCUUCUGAAAUGAUGACUUUCAAAUACAUACAGUCAUACCUCGGCUCCCGAAUGCCUUGGGAGUCUAACGUUCUGUCCCCCAAACAAUCAAAAACCAGAAGUGAGUGUUCGGGUUUUCAAUUUUUUUUUUUUAAGCCGAAUUUCUGGUGCGGCUUCCGCUAUUGUUUCCGGAGCGCCCGUGCAAUCAGGAACCAAUCAGAAGCCGUGCCUUGGUUUCCAAACUUUUCGGAAGUUGAACGUACUUCCGGAAUGGAUUCCGUUCAACUUCCAAUGUACAUCUGUACGUCACUUUUUAUAUCCAUAGGUUCUUCUCUCUCUCUCUCUCUCUCUUUUAAAAAAGCAAGUUUUCCUAGUUCUGCGCUUAAGAAUCCCAAUAUCCCCUGGGAGUAAUUCAGUGUAGCGCUAAGCAAAUGGCUCUGUCAAUGCAUCUCUGCUGGCCUGAGGGAAUCAACUUCUCUCUCUUCCCACUUACUGUUCCAGGGGUUCUCUUCACCCCUCCCCCAAGCCAAUUUGAUGCAGUAAUGGAUGGAGGAGUUGGGGUAGUCCUGUUGUACUUUUGGAAGUUCUUGAACAGGUUCCCACUGACAGGGCUUUUUUAGUUUAAUCCAGCCCUUGGUUCGCUUUAUUUAUUUAUUCCAUAAAAACUUUAAGGCAGAGAUUUCCAAACUCUGUGUUGAGAAACGUUAGUGUGUCGGCUGCAGUGUGUAGGUGUGUCGUGUGAAUGCUCCCCACCCUGAGGUAAAAAUCAUGGAGUUAGGGGACUCAAAGAAUCCCAUGGGGAGUUGGGCAGCAAAAGCCAAAUUUUCGCAUCAAUUCUCCUCCUGGGGCUGAAUUACUGUGUUGCAAAAUAAUGCAUGUCUAAAAAGGGGUCACCAAUGUGAAAGGUUUGAAAAGCUCUGCGUUAAUGUGUUUGGCAAUGUGUAAAGGUAGAUUCAUUUCACAGUUGUUGUUUUAAAGAGGAUAUUCAAGAUUUAACAAACACCUUCAUAAUUUUUAGGAAUCUUUCAUUUCACGAGGGUGCUUGUUUUCUUCCAUAGAGCCAAACUUCUGAAAAAAGAGGAUAUUAUUUUGUUGUUAAAGUAUGAUUUUAAAAAAUUGCCUGACAUAGGCAGAAUAUAUGUUUUGUUUUGAUUUGAUUUGAUUUAUUAUAUUACUAUGCUUCUUUUCAUUCAAAUGAAUCCCAAAGCGGCUUUCAAACAAACAAAAAAUAGCAAUAACAUGAUAGAACAUAAUAGAACAUCACAAAUAACAACAUAAAUGUAAUAGAAUAAUUAACAAAUCAUCAGUAGAACAUUUGCAAUCUAUAAAACACUGCUUACAAAUCAACAACUUAAAAAAAAAGACAAACAUCACAUUUAAAGCAAGCCAUAUUAUAUGAUUAACAAAUCAAUACAGCAUUUAUAAAACAAUGUUAACAACGUUAACAAUCAAUCUUUAGCUCCAGGAGUUGACUUUAUAAAUAGAAAAAUAAUAAUGGUGAUCUUAAUAAUGUUACAUACCACCCCAGUCUCCAAAUGGUGAGAGAUUCCAGGGGUUUCAGCGCAUUCUCGAGUUCAGUUUUCUUUGAAUGAAGACUGGCAGGGACUGGAGAGGCCUUAACAGUAUUAACUUCCCAACAGAUCUUGCUUUCCCAUUAAGCUUCCAGGGAAGCCCCAAAGCCCAGCACAGAACAAGCAUGUCUCUUGUGUCUCCAGCUUCUUCACCUCCUUUCUGCCUAGCUUACACUACACUGGCUAUUGUUCUUGUAUUUGCCUGGCGAGGCCCCGGGCCCUGCAGUUCCCUUAGAUAAUAGACACACGGACACAAAUGUUUAGCUUAAUGGGAUAAAAUAGGCCACAACUUUAUUGGUUACGGAAGGGACGCGGGGUGGCACUGUGGGUUAAACCACAGAGUCUAGGACUUGCUGAUCAGAAGGUCGGUGGUUCGAAUCCCUGCAACGGGGUGAGCUCCCGUUGCCCGGUCCCUGCUCCUGCCAACCUAGCAGUUCAAAAGCACGUCAAAGUGCAAGUAGAUAAAUAGGUACCGCUCCAGUGGGAAGGUAAACGGCGUUUCCGUGCGCUGCUCUGGUUCGCCAGAAGCGGCUUAGUCAUGCUGGCCACAUGACCCGGAAGCUGUACACCGGCUCCCUUGGCCAAUAAAGCGAGAUGAGUGCCACAACCCCAGAGUCAGUCACGACUGGACCUAAUGGUCAGGGGUCCCUUUACCUUUACCUUUAUUGGUUACAGAUGUGAGCGGUUUGCCUUAGGCAUUGGGCGAAAUGAUAUCUUGACUUCUGCCCGUCUACAGGGAGUCUCAUUAGGGUAAACCACCGGUAGGGGGGAGCCCUAUGAUAUACAUCAAUUAAGAGCACCCCCAGGGUCACCGAUGGAGUCGUGCCAUGGCCCUAGCCUACACCCAGGCUCCGGACAGGAUCCAGAUCUGCGGUAUGGCACAGAGCAAUUAUGCUUAUUAUGUCGUUUAUCUACUCAGCCACAGCCAUUGCCUAGAGAGAUUGGCUUGAUGAGCUUGCUCUCAUACCUCCUACCCCCCCCCCCCCCGAUAGAGGAAGGAAAAAAUUGGAAGGGACUUGGGGCAUCAUGCGGACUGUCCCCCGUCCCCCAACAAAAUUCAUACAACAAUAAUACUGUGGCUAGGGAUAUACAAACUAUAAUUAUGCAUAUGUUUCUGCCUAGCCCCCCCCCCCCCCGAUAUUUGUUAUCUGCAGAAGCAGGUGUAAUUUUGUAAGGCAGCAUUUUCUGGGCUGUGACGAGUUUGCACAUUAAGUUCAGAGAUUCUCGCUUCCUCAUGGACUGUUUUCUGCUUUCCUACUUGAGAUUGGAAUUCAUUCCUUGGUGUGCAGUGCUUUUGAAACACUUUCUGUGGUGUCUUUGAUCUGUAGGAUUUCUCCACAGAGAAAGAGCAGCCAUCAGAAUCCUGAAGAGGCCAGUCAGGGUGAUGAUAGAGAUGUUCAAGAGGAAAGGGCAAGAGUUCAGAGUGCACUGGCCUCUGCAAAUCAGGAAGAGGUAAAGCAGAAUUAUUGUGAUUUCCUUGUUUUAGAAAGGCUUUUAUAGCUUGCUCUGCUGUUCAUUGCAGUGAUUUGCUUGUGUAAUGUAACUCGAUGCCUGCUCCUGCUUACAGUCACCUUGGAAAACAAGCUUUUAUGGCUUAAACACCUAACAUUUUUGGCACUCCACGGGUACUUCUUAUAAAAGCUGGAAAAAGUGGAGGAAGAGAUGCUAAGAGAAAAGGACUGAGGCCUCCUAGAUAAACAGAGCUCUAUGUAGGGAUGAGAUAUUAGUGUCCGGAAGAAGAGUGUCAGUACCUUAAGUGCUGGAAAACUAAGUACUGCAGAUACCCUGUUUUUCAAAAGCCAAGCCAUGCACCCCCAUACUUUUGAAAAUGUUGAUAUCUCUACAGUAGCUUUUGUUAUGAGAAUGGUUAUGCAGACCACCAAUUGCGAACCACUGUCUUGGCUUAUUAAUAUUAACAUAUUAAUGUUAAGGUGACUUACUUGACCUAACAAUAAUUUGAAGCAUCGUCUUUUCUUCCAUCAUCUUUACCUGGUUUCUUAAUAUGCCACAGUUUUGACAGUUGUUUGCACAGGUGUGUGGUUGGGAUGCUGGCACAGUUAGCACUAUCUGAUGAUGUAUACUUGAGGCAUUUAGCUUUGGAGUGGGACCACAGUUCACUGAUAGAGCUCAUGCUUGCAUAGAGGAAGGCUUCAGAGUCAGGUAAAGGGCAUGGAAAUCCUCUGUCUGAUAUCUUGGGGUACUGCCACCAGCCAGAGAGUAAAUAGACAAAUAGCCUGGCUUGUUAUAAGUCAGCUUCUUCCUAUGUUUCUGUCUGAAGCAGAAUGUCUUCCAUGGCUCUUGCUUUGACCCACUUAAACCAAAGGUAUAGCUAUGUAUGUAUAUGUGCUGUAAGCAAGCUUCUCUCUUCUGCUCCUAUUUAGAGACCAGUUAUCCUAGUCAGCAACUUGCGCAAAGAAUACAGAAGUGAGAAGGCUUGUUCCUGUGGCAAGAAAAGCAAGACGCUGGGGAAAGUGGCCACCAAAAGUGUCUCCUUCUGUGUUAAAAAAGGUUUGCUGGCAAUGGAAAAUUACUGUUACAGCUUGACCAAGGAAAAGCAUAACUUUUACUUUGUAGUCAUUUUGGGGGAUGCUUGACAUUUGAAUAUAUUGUAAGUGACUCAGAUAGGAAGGAAAGGGAUCAGUAUAGGGGCAGACCAAUCCUAAACCCCAGAUCUGCUGGCUGCUUGGUGGGUUGGGUUCUGAUGUGGUGCAGGUGCCCCUUUGGUGGCAUGGGGCCACAGCUGCUGCUGAAAGUUUCGUUGCCAUUGAUCUACUAGUUGCAGCAUUUUUCCUGGCAGUAGCCCCAGAAAGGCGGUGUUCCUGGGGAAAGCCAGAAGCAGAGCCAGACUUGAAUCUACUGAACCCAAAAGACCCUCUUCUUCCUAGAUGGGACCCAGGAUCGGGCUUGUUACCAAUGGCAGCUUGGAGAUGGGUUGGGUAAUUUCAUCACUACGGUGGUACCUUGGGUUACAGAUGCUUCAGGUUACAGACUCUGCUAACCCAGAAAUAGUACCUCGGGUUAAGAACUUUGCUUCAGGAUGAGAACAGAAAUUGUGCUCUGGCAGCGCAGCAGCCGCAGGAGGCCCCAUUAGCUAAAGUGGUGCUUCAGGUUAAGAACAGUUUCAGGUUAAGAACAGACCUCCGGAACGAAUUAAGUAAUUAACCUGAGGUACCACUGUAUUGGUUUCAGUGGAAGGUACUCCCAGACCGGCUGAUGCAAGCCGGCAGGGCUUUGGAAAUAGUGGGGUGAUUUGCCACUUUUCUCUCCAUUGUACCCAGGAAAAUUUUCUUCGCUGUUGCAGAAAGUUAAAACUAAGCAGAGCUUAUAGAAGAAGGGCAUUUGUUGCUCCCAGGGAAUCAGGCUGUUUAAAAUUACUUAAGUUAUUUUAAGUUUUGUGUAAGUUUUUUUACUAUAUCAAAAAUCAACAUUAAAAAACACAUUUCUCUAGAGUCUAAAAUAAUUAUAGGGAACCUAAAUUGCUUAGAUAGUGAUGUGUUGUACUAUGCAUGUUUACUCAGAUGCAAGUCCUGAAAGUUUAAAGUUGCAGCCUUAGUCUAAUGAUCAUAUCCAAUUGUAAGACUUUGAGUAGUCCCUGGGAAGAUGACUGAGGCAACUGAGAGUGCAAUAUUUCUUAUGAAUAUAGCUAUCUGAGACCAUAUAACACCGGUCCUGAAAGACCUUCAUUGCCUCCCAGUACAUUUCCGAGCACAAUUCAAAGUGUUGGUGCUGACCUUUAAAGCCCUAAAUGGCCUCGACCCAGGAUACCCGAAGGAGCGUCUCCACCCACAUCAUUCAGUCUGGACACUGAGGUCCUCCUCCAAGAGUCUUUUGCUGAUUCCUUCACUGUGAGAAGUGAAGUUACAGGGAACCAGGCAGAGGGCCUUCUGAGUAGUGGUACCCUCACUGUGGAAGGCCCUGCCUACAGAUGUCAAGGAGAUAGAAGACAUCUGAAGGCAGCCCUGUUUAGGGAAUUUUUUAAUGUUCAAUGUAUUUAUCGUGUAUUUAAUAUUCUAUUAGGAGCCGCCCAGAGUGGCUGGGGAAACUCAGCCAGAUAGGCAGGGUAUAAAUAAUAAAUUCUUUUAUUUUAUUAUUUUAUUUUAUUUGCUGGGGUAAUGUGUAGUAUCCUUACCAAAGUGUGAGUAUGUGUGUUGUUCUAGGAGAAAUUUUGGGGCUACUUGGACCCAAUGGAGCUGGUAAAAGUACAACAAUGAAUAUGAUAACAGGAGACACAGAUCCAACAGCUGGACAGGUAGGUGUGAGCACUAAAAUGUACUCUUCUUUUUCAUGAACAGGUGCACCAUCACUGCAAAAGUCAACUUCAAUGCAUUACAAAGUGUAGUAUGGCAAUAGCAUCAAUAGCAGAUUCCCAUCUAGGACUAGGAACAGGGAGGGAUUUUUGCAUAGGAGGUAGAAGAUUGAGGGCUGGCCUUUAAUUUCCUAGAUAGGACUUUUAUAUUUCAAAAGAUGACUCAUCAUCAUCAUCAUCCUUUUUAUUCGACCGUCAGUCAGAAAAAAGUACAUUUUGUCAGUACACAGUUAAAACCAUCCAGGAAGAUUUUAAAACUUAGCCAACACUAAAAUGGGCUAAACAGAUAGCCCCAUAAAAAGAUGACUCAUGUUGGACAAAUUUAAAUGGAGCCACAAUAUUUUGGACAGGUCCUGAUGAAAGGAGCUGAUGCAGCUGCAACGGAAGAAAAUGCUGUCGGUUUUCUUGGCUACUGUCCCCAAGAGGAUGCCCUCUGGCCCAGCCUGACCAUGAAAGAACAUCUGGAGAUUAAUGCAGCUGUGAAAGGGAUGCAGAAAGACUCAGCUGGUGUUGCUAUCAGUCGGUAAGGGCAGCAAAAGAUCCUGUUUUCAUGGUACACUUCCUAUCUCUUAGUUUUUGGGCUACUGAGUGCAAAGCCCCACAUUCUAUACUUGACAGAAUCGUUGGACUUUGAAAGCUAAUUGUUUUUAGCAUUGACGUUUCUCCUUGGGAGGUGGGCAGUUAGCAUUAAGUUCUUACACUGGCAAAUAGCACAUGUGGUUUAUCUCCAUCCAGUAUCAUAACAGCAUCCCUGAGAUUCACUUGCAACCUCCCCUGUAAUUCUUAUGCAAAAGAGAUCCAUUCUAGAAUACUCCAGAUGUCGUUUCAUUUCUUCUGCCCUUUCUUUCAGAAUAGUUCAAGCUCUAGAACUCCAGGACUAUUUGAAAACGGCAGCUAAGGCAUUACCUGCUGGACUGAGAAGGAAAGUAAGUUCUGUGUUUUGUUAGUUUCUUGAACCGGUUGCCAAAUAUUUAAUGUUGGCUAAUGGAUAGAGACCAAGCGGCAUCACAAGGUACUUGGGUUUGUUGCUCAGUCAGCGCUAGUUCUUUGCCACUGCACUGCCUAUUUUCCUCCUUGCCCACACAGAACAAUGUAGUCCAUGGUGCAGAUUGCUGUCUCGAUAAUUUAAACAACAUAUCCACACCUUAGUUCUUAACAGACCUUCUGCUCUAAAUAUGUUGCAGUCUUACCAGGGUGUGUCCAUUCAAAACUUUGGGACUGAAAAUUAUCGUUGGAAGUCCUAAUUGCCUUGCUUGCCCACCAACCUCAGUUUCUUCAAGGAAAAAGGGUUCCUAGAUGAAAUGUAUUAUCAAAAUCUCUUAUUGGCUUAUUUGCCUGUCCGAGCAUUCGGCAUGUUUUAGUUUGGUCUCGCUAGGGACGUUGGAGAAUUCUGACAAAAGCGGUAAUGAGAGCAGAAAUUGCCAAUGCUUGUUUAUCCAUCCUGUUUCUGAAAUGGAAAUGAACCCAGCAUGUACCACUUUGUUUUGCAUUUACUGUUGUUGUUUCAGUCCACAAACAAUACAUAAUUCAUUAUUCUUUCCCCCGUUGCUUCCUUUGCACUGAAACGAAUAAUUUUGCCACAGUGGACUGUGAGACAGAUAAUGCAGUUUGGGCAGAAGAGAAACUACAGCACAAUAGAAUCAGUGUUUGGAAGAGAAAACAAUGCCUUCUUACAAUCACUAGUUCUCACUCACAUAUUGAUAAUUUUCUGGGUUUCUGCACCUGGGCAACUGUCACCACAGACUCAUCUGUCGUCCAGAACCCUCUGCAAAUAUUAUUAGUUGUAUUUGUACUUACUCCCCCCCCCAAAAAAUUAUAUCCUAUCAAAUGUUUGAAGCAACUUUAAAUGGUUAUUAUUGUUUCCUUCAUUUUAGUUAUGCUUUGCCCUGAGCAUGCUGAGUAAUCCUGCAGUGAUGCUAUUAGAUGAACCAACAGCAGGAAUGGAUCCUAAAGGAAAGCGCCAAGUGUGGUGAGUGACUCAUACACUUAAUAUCUCAAACCAGGUUUGUGAAUUUGCAAUACAUAAUAGCAUAUCACUCAAAACAAAAUGUAUACUUAUAAUGAUGUACUUGCAUUUAGGAAUCCGAGUAAAUAUUGUGAAUUUGUUCAGUGUUUUUUUGAAAUACAGUGGUACCUCAGGUUACAUAUGCUUCAGGUUACAUAUGCUUCAGGUUACAGACUCCGCUAACCCAGAAAUAGUACCUCAGGUUAAGAACUUUGCUUCAGGAUGAGAACAGAAAUCGUGCUCUGGUGGCGCGGUGGCAGGAGGAGGCCCCAUUAUCUAAAGUGGUGAUUCAGGUUAAGAACAGUUUCAGGUUAAGUGUGGACCUCUGGAACGAAUUAAGUACUUAACCCGAGGUACCACUGUACCAGACAAUAAUGUCUGCUAGGAACAGGCCGUUUACGGCUCCUUCAACCAUACCCCACCCUAGUAAAUCUUAUGUUGACUGCAGGAAAGCAAUCCUCACUGCGCUGAAGGACAAAGACCAAGGAGCCAUUUUGACAACUCACCACAUGGAAGAAGCUGAGGCAGUGUGUGACAGAGUAGCCAUCAUGGUGACUGGACAGCUCAGGUGAGCUUCAACUUGCAUUUUGUUUUCCAGCAUAUUAGGAUACCAUAAACAGCUGAUGUGUUGAUGGGGCGAAAUAUUCUUCUUAUUCUUUUUCCACCUUCUCAUAAGAAGCUUGCUGUAUACUUAAGUUUUUACCUCUAUCUUCAGUACACUAUAUUUUAUUUUAUUGCUAUGGCUAGUGGCUGAUGCAAAUAAAGAUUCUUCUGAUUCUGAAGCGCGCCAUGUUCAACUUAUAAUUUGUUACGUUUUUGACAAUAACUGUCUAAAGUGUGUUUUUAAAACAAAUUUUAUUAGAGUUUAUAAAGAAAAAUGCAAAACUUAAUAUCAAAUAUCUUUUUUAUCAGCAUUGAUCAAAAUAAGAUAAAAACAUAGCAAGAAAGAAAGAAAGACGAAAAGAUAAAGUUCAGAAACUAAAGAAUUUCCCAUUCUUCAUCUGUCCGCUAUAUAUAAACAAUAAUAACUUCAUCCACUCCAAUAUAACCCUCAACAAAACCAUUUUCUAUAACAAAACAUUAUCUUCAAUAACCAAAUCCAAAUGUCACAAAUGCUGAUUCCUUCCUUCUGCAGGUGUCUUGGUUCUAUUCAGUAUCUGAAAAGCAAAUUUGGCAAAAAUUAUUUGCUCCAAAUAAAAGUUAAGGGCGUGGACCACGGAGAGCUUCUGAAUACUCAUAUUCUACAGAUCUUCCCACACGCAGCUCGUCAAGAAAGGUAACUGGUGUUUUUCCUGCAGCUUGACACACAAUUUCCUGAAUUAUUUUGGUUACUAUAGUUUAUGUUCAGAGGGACACGGGUGGCGCUGUGGGUUAAACCACAGAGCCUAGGACUUGCCGAUCAGAAGGUCGGCAGUUUGAAUCCCCGCGACAGGGUGAGCUCCCGUUGCUCGAUCCCUGCUCAUGCCAACCUAGCAGUUUGAAAGCACAUCAAAGUGCAAGUAGAUAAAUAGAUAUCGCUCCGGCGGGAAGGUAAACGGCAUUUCCGUGCGCUGCUCUGGUUCACCAGUCUUGCUGGCCACAUGACCCGGAAGCUGUACGCCGGCUCCCUCGGCCAGUAAAGCGAGAUGAGUGCUGCAACCCCAGAGUUGGUCACGACUGGACCUAAUGGUCAGGGGUCCCUUUACCUUUAUAGUUUAUGUUCUUGUAUACCCUCUUACUUACCCUCCUUGAGCUUUUGGUAAUGGGCCAGAUGAACAUGAUGGGGACAGAAUGCCCUUCUGCUUCUUCCUGUCCCCCAGCCUUCUAGGCCCCAAUGAUGAACCAGCACGUGGACCUGCCACAUACUGAGCAGGUGUUAUUUCUGGAGACGGCCCCACACUCCCCAUUUCAGGUGGCUUCUGUUUCGAUCCAUAGGUGGAUGAGGAAACUCACGUGUGCCUCCCUUUUGAAACCAACAGCAGAGGCGGUUUUAGGGUGGCGUGCAACCAUUGUGAUUGCACUGUGCACUGCCCCAGGAAGCACCAGAAGGCUGUAGAAUAGAGUGAGAGAGGUGGGGGUGUGCCGAAUUUUAGUGCUGCACAGGGUGCUGUUGAAAUUUGAGAGUCCAAAGCACGCUGCUGCCAACAGCCAAGGCUGUGCACAAGGAGACCCUUUUAAAAUCUAGUCUUGUUGCUCAGCAGGAAAAGUUUCUCUCCUGUGUGUGUGUGUGUGUGCGCGCGCGCGCACGCAUGUGUGUGCGCAUGCUAGAUUCAACUCCCCCCAUUCCCCCAUACUGGACUUUGGUUUUUUUAACCAGGGCUGUGUACACGCAGACUGCUUGCACUGCACUUACUCCAUUUGGAUCAAAGCCAUUCUGGUGACUGAGUUGAUUUCCCUCCCCUUAGGAUAUCCACUUUGUUGGCCUACAAGAUCCCAAUGGAAGACGCACUGCCUCUAUCAAAGGCCUUCUCCAUGUUAGAGGAAGGUACGUACAGACAGACUGUGCAGUUGUUUGUGGAAGAUAUUUUAAUGCCCACCUGAUUUAGGUAUUGCCCCCUUUCCUUCCCUCUACGCACAGUGGAGAGGAUCCCUCCUUCUGACUCACUAGGUAGGCCUUUCCUACCUCUAGAAAGAUGUGUAACACCCAGCACAUUGAGGGAAUGUAGAGGCAUAUUGUAUCCCAGAGGUUCCCUCGCUGUGAUAAGCCAAGUUACAGGGAACCAAGCAGAGGGCCUUCUCAGUAGUGGCACCCACCCUCCCACCAGAUGUCAAAGAGAACAACAACUACCAGACUUUUAGAAGACAUCUGAAGGCAGCCCUGUUUAGGGAAGCUUUUAAUGUUUGAUGGACUAUUGUAUUUUAAUAUUCUGUUGGAAGCCACCCAGAGUGGCUGGGGAAACCCAGCCAGAUGGGCGGGGUAUAAAUAAAUUAUUAUUUAUUUAUUUAUUUAUUUAUUUAUUUAUUUAUUUUCUACAUGUUUGUGUGCUCUUGCUUCAAAUGCUGCAUCCUCAGACAUCUGGGGUGUUGAAGAGACGGAAGUGCAUCUUGCAUGAAUGAAGGUGCAAGGUGCAUCAUGGGAACAUAGAAAGCUGCCUUAUGCACAGUCAGACCAUCGGGUCCAUCUAUCAUAGCAUUGUCUUUGCUGACUGGCAAAGGUUCUCCAGUAACCCAGAAAGAACCUUCUACAUAAAAAGCAGAUGCUCUGGCACUGAAAUUCAGUCAUUCCCAUGAAAAGAACCUAUCAAGCUGAUUUGGGUCAACCAAACAUAAUUGGCUUUUUAUCCACACAGCUAAACGAAGCUUCAGCUUUGAGGAGUACAGCUUUUCUUUGAACACCUUGGAGCAGGUAAUGUGAUUUUCAAAUAUAAUUGCAUGGUGGGAUUUGUAGCGCUGCAUUCACCACAAUUUGGCUUCCUCGUGGGCUUCCUCUGCUGGAUUGGAAAAGUAGUGCCAAGCAUAGCUGUCAACCUUCCCUUUCUUUGCGGGAAAUUCCCUUAUUCCAGCGCCGUUUCCCGCUGCUAUCCCAGAUUGUUAGAUAUCCUGUAGACUGUCCCCGGGACAGGUGAGGCUGCUGAUCCCUUAUUUUCAAAUCUGAAAGUUGACAGCUAUGGUGCCAAGAGAGCUUAGCAAGUGCCUCCCCAGCCAGUGCUGGAUCUCUGCAUGCAGAACUAAGGAUUAUCUAUCCAAUUGGGAAUUUUCUGCAAAACCACUUUUAGGGAUCUGGUGAAGUUCUCCUGAGCCUGGCUCUGAAAAGAACUGGGGCAAGGCAAAGGGUCACCCUUAAAACCUCAGCAGAGGAGAUUUUUCUGCCCACUCAGCUUAAAAUAUUGCUAGCUUCCCUGGCCUCUCAGAUUGCCCCUACUGGAGUCAGUGGAAUGGCAUUGCUCUGACAUACUAAACAGGGGGAAAUGGAGAUUCUUCCUGGGAAGAACUGGGAGGUGGGUAGGAGCCUGCAAUGCACCCACAGGUGAAUUCCUUGGUUUCUUCUGCUUUAUAUAUUGUGUAGCUAUGUGAUUCCAUUGUAAACAAAAAGGGGAGAAACCAGCCCAUGGAGCGAGUUAGCUGUUUCUUGCAGGUCCUGAAUAAGGGUGUUGUUUUUUUACCCUUGAUUUUCUCCCUGUAGCAUCUUUUCCUUAUCAUGAUCAUUAGUUUGUGUACAGACAGUAGAAAGAUUUCCCCACUUCCUUGGAGAUGCAUGGAGUGUUUUUGUUGUUGUAUUUUGAGUUCUUGGAUUAGCUAAAAAAAUAUGGAGUUCAUCAGGGUGGGUUUUUUAAAGAAAAUGUUCAGCUUACAAUUUUUGAGCAGUUAGACACACAUUCUGGAUUUAGACUGCUAUUAAUUUGUCAUAUUGGAAGGAAAUGGCAACUGACAUGAUGGAGUAGGGUCCCUCCUUUAAAAAAGACGACAGAUUUAGGUCACAUCUGUACAUAAUAGGAUUGAUUUAAUUAUCUUCAUUUUCAUCAGAAUGAUCCAAAGAAAAGGAAUGUGAUAUAUUUCAAGCACUACUUAGCUGAAGAAACCCCCUUUUUUUUACUGUAUUGUGCAGGUUUUCCUAGAACUUGUCAAAGAGCAGGAACGUGAUUGUUUCGAUCCGUCCCCGAGCACAGCCUUUGAAUGGCAACAGCUGCAGCAGGCUGAUGUUUAA
This is a messenger RNA of Podarcis lilfordi (Lilford's wall lizard), 57246 nucleotides long. Lineage: Eukaryota; Metazoa; Chordata; Lepidosauria; Squamata; Lacertidae. The record is from the annotation of a GenBank genome assembly.